UAACCGAACAAACUGCCACUCGGCCCCGCCCACCUCCAGACCGGAAAUACAGUCAGAACCGGGACCAGGACCGACCGGAAACAGAACCAAGACCGGACUGUGAAACCCGGGACCAGAACAGCAAUGCAGGAGGACGCCGUGUAUCUAAAGCGGUAAUAAAAUAAUAUCAUCAAUAUCAACAAACCAAGCUUUAUUAACAAUGACAGAGAUAACAGACACUAUAACCACUGACUGGGGAUACAGCCAGCUUUAUAUACCGAGACCAGAGUCACAGCAUAGGCCGGCUCUAUAUAAAUACCAAUAAUAAUAUCAAUACACCAAGCUUUAUUAAUACUGACAGUGAGACACUAUAACCACUGACUGGGGAUACAGCCAGCUUUAUAUACCGAGACCAGAGUCACAGCAUAGGCUGGCUCUAUAUAAAUACCAAUAAUAAUAUCAAUACACCAAGCUUUAUUAAUACUGACAGUGAGACACUAUAACCACUGACUGGGGAUACAGCCAGCUUUAUAUACCGAGACCAGAGUCACAGCAUAGGCUGGCUCUAUAUAAAUACCAAUAAUAAUAUCAAUACACCAAGCUUUAUUAAUACUGACAGUGAGACACUAUAACCACUGACUGGGGAUACAGCCAGCUUUAUAUACCGAGACCAGAGUCACAGCAUAGGCUGGCUCUAUAUAAAUACCAAUAAUAAUAUCAAUACACCAAGCUUUAUUAAUACUGACAGUGAGACACUAUAACCACUGACUGGGGAUACAGCCAGCUUUAUAUACCGAGACCAGAGUCACAGCAUAGGCUGGCUCUAUAUAAAUACCAAUAAUAAUAUCAAUACACCAAGCUUUAUUAAUACUGACAGUGAGACACUAUAACCACUGACUGGGGAUACAGCCAGCUUUAUAUACCGAGACCAGAGUCACAGCAUAGGCCGGCUCUAUAUAAAUACCAAUAAUAAUAUCAAUACACCAAGCUUUAUUAAUACUGACAGUGAGACACUAUAACCACUGACUGGGGAUACAGCCAGCUUUAUAUACCGAGACCAGAGUCACAGCAUAGGCCGGCUCUAUAUAAAUACCAAUAAUAAUAUCAAUACACCAAGCUUUAUUAAUACUGACAGUGAGACACUAUAACCACUGACUGGGGGAUACAGCCAGCUUUAUAUACCGAGACCAGAGUCACAGCAUAGGCUGGCUCUAUAUAAAUACCAAUAAUAAUAUCAAUACACCAAGCUUUAUUAAUACUGACAGUGAGACACUAUAACCACUGACUGGGGAUACAGCCAGCUUUAUAUACCGAGACCAGAGUCACAGCAUAGGCUGGCUCUAUAUAAAUACCAAUAAUAAUAUCAAUACACCAAGCUUUAUUAAUACUGACAGUGAUAACAGACACUAUAACCACUGACUGGGGAUACAGCCAGCUUUAUAUACCGAGACCAGAGUCACAGCAUAGGCCGGCUCUAUAUAAAUACCAAUAAUAAUAUCAAUACACCAAGCUUUAUUAAUACUGACAGUGAUAAGACACUAUAACCACUGACUGGGGAUACAGCCAGCUUUAUAUACCGAGACCAGAGUCACAGCAUAGGCCGGCUCUAUAUAAAUACCAAUAAUAAUAUCAAUACACCAAGCUUUAUUAAUACUGACAGUGAGAUACUAUAACCACUGACUGGGGAUACAGCCAGCUUUAUAUACCGAGACCAGAGUCACAGCAUAGGCUGGCUCUAUAUAAAUACCAAUAAUAAUAUCAAUACACCAAGCUUUAUUAAUACUGACAGUGAUAACAGACACUAUAACCACUGACUGGGAUACAGCCAGCUUUAUAUACCGAGACCAGAGUCACAGCAUAGGCCGGCUCUAUAUAAAUACCAAUAAUAAUAUCAAUACACCAAGCUUUAUUAAUACUGAAAGUGAGACACUAUAACCACUGACUGGGGAUACAGCCAGCUUUAUAUACCGAGACCAGAGUCACAGCAUAGGCCGGCUCUAUAUAAAUACCAAUAAUAAUAUCAAUACACCACGCUUUACUAAUACUGACAGUGAUAACAGACACUAUAACCACUGACUGGGGAUACAGCCAGCUUUAUAUACCGAGACCAGAGUCACAGCAUAGGCUGGCUCUAUAUAAAUACCAAUAAUAAUAUCAAUACACCAAGCUUUAUUAAUACUGACAGUGAGACACUAUAACCACUGACUGGGGAUACAGCCAGCUUUAUAUACCGAGACCAGAGUCACAGCAUAGGCUGGCUCUAUAUAAAUACCAAUAAUAAUAUCAAUACACCAAGCUUUAUUAAUACUGACAGUGAGACACUAUAACCACUGACUGGGGAUACAGCCAGCUUUAUAUAACGAGACCAGAGUCACAGCAUAGGCCGGCUCUAUAUAAAUACCAAUAAUAAUAUCAAUACACCAAGCUUUAUUAAUACUGACAGUGAGACACUAUAACCACUGACUGGGGAUACAGCCAGCUUUAUAUACCGAGACCAGAGUCACAGCAUAGGCUGGCUCUAUAUAAAUACCAAUAAUAAUAAUAUCAAUACACCAAGCUUUAUUAAUACUGACAGUGAGACACUAUAACCACUGACUGGGGAUACAGCCAGCUUUAUAUACCGAGACCAGAGUCACAGCAUAGGCUGGCUCUAUAUAAAUACCAAUAAUAAUAUCAAUACACCAAGCUUUAUUAAUACUGACAGUGAGACACUAACCACUGACUGGGGAUACAGCCAGCUUUAUAUACAGAGACCAGAGUCACAGCAUAGGCUGGCUCUAUAUAAAUACCAAUAAUAAUAUCAAUACACCAAGCUUUAUUAAUACUGACAGUGAUAACAGACACUAUAACCACUGACUGGGGAUACAGCCAGCUUUAUAUACCGAGACCAGAGUCACAGCAUAGGCCGGCUCUAUAUAAAUACCAAUAAUAAUAUCAAUACACCAAGCUUUAUUAAUACUGACAGUGAUAAGACACUAUAACCACUGACUGGGGAUACAGCCAGCUUUAUAUACCGAGACCAGAGUCACAGCAUAGGCCGGCUCUAUAUAAAUACCAAUAAUAAUAUCAAUACACCAAGCUUUAUUAAUACUGACAGUGAGAUACUAUAACCACUGACUGGGGAUACAGCCAGCUUUAUAUACCGAGACCAGAGUCACAGCAUAGGCUGGCUCUAUAUAAAUACCAAUAAUAAUAUCAAUACACCAAGCUUUAUUAAUACUGACAGUGAUAACAGACACUAUAACCACUGACUGGGAUACAGCCAGCUUUAUAUACCGAGACCAGAGUCACAGCAUAGGCCGGCUCUAUAUAAAUACCAAUAAUAAUAUCAAUACACCAAGCUUUAUUAGCUUUUGACGGUGAAGCUAGACACUAUAACCACUGAUUGGGGGAUACAGUAACUUUACAUAUACACGAGACCAGAAUGCAUAGGCUGGCUCUAUAAAUACAAUAAUAAUAUCAAUACACAAGCAUUAAUACUGACGAGUGAUAACAGACACUAUAACCACUGAUUGGGGAUACAGCCAGCUUUUAUAUAUACGAGACCAGAGUCACAGCAUGGGCUGAAACCCUAUAUAAAUACCAAUAAUAAUAUCAAUACACAAGCUUUAUUAAUACUGACAGUGAGACACGCUGCAACCACUAUUUCCAGGGAUACAACCAGCUUUAUAUACCGAGACCAGAGUCACAGCAUAGGCUGGCUCUAUAUAAAUACCAAUAAUAAUAUCAAUACACCAAGCUUUAUUAAUACUGACAGUGAGACACUAUAACCACUGACUGAGGAUACAGCCAGCUUUAUAUACCGAGACCAGAGUCACAGCAUAGGCCGGCUCUAUAUAAAUACCAAUAAUAAUAUCAAUACACCAAGCUUUAUUAAUACUGACAGUGAUAACAGACACUAUAACCACUGACUGGGGAUACAGCCAGCUUUAUAUACCGAGACCAGAGUCACAGCAUAGGCUGGCUCUAUAUAAAUACCAAUAAUAAUAUCAAUACACCAAGCUUUAUUAAUACUGACAGUGAUAACAGACACUAUAACCACUGACUGGGGAUACAGCCAGCUUUAUAUACCGAGACCAGAGUCACAGCAUAGGCUGGCUCUAUAUAAAUACCAAUAAUAAUAUCAAUACACCAAGCUUUAGUAAUACUGACAGUGAGACACUAUAACCACUGACUGGGGAUACAGCCAGCUUUAUAUACCGAGACCAGAGUCACAGCAUAGGCUGGCUCUAUAUAAAUACCAAUAAUAAUAUCCAUACACCAAGCUUUAUUAAUACUGACAGUGAUAACAGACACUAUAACCACUGACUGGGGAUACAGCCAGCUUUAUAUACCGAGACCAGAGUCACAGCAUAGGCUGGCUCUAUAUAAAUACCAAUAAUAAUAUCAAUACACCAAGCUUUAUUAAUACUGACAGUGAGACACUAUAACCACUGACUGGGGAUACAGCCAACUUUAUAUACCGAGACCAGAGUCACAGCAUAGGCUGGCUCUAUAUAAAUACCAAUAAUAAUAUCAAUACACCAAGCUUUAUUAAUACUGACAGUGAGACACUAUAACCACUGACUGGGGAUACAGACAGCUUUAUAUACCGAGACCAGAGUCACAGCAUAGGCUGGCUCUAUAUAAAUACCAAUAAUAAUAUCAAUACACCAAGCUUUAUUAAUACUGACAGUGAGACACUAUAACCACUGACUGGGGAUACAGCCAGCUUUAUAUAACGAGACCAGAGUCACAGCAUAGGCUGGCUCUAUAUAAAUACCAAUAAUAAUAUCAAUACACCAAGCUUUAUUAAUACUGACAGUGAGACACUAUAACCACUGACUGGGAUACAGCCAGCUUUAUAUACCGAGACCAGAGUCACAGCAUAGGCCGGCUCUAUAUAAAUACCAAUAAUAAUAUCAAUACACCAAGCUUUAUUAAUACUGACAGUGAGACACUAUAACCACUGACUGGGGGUACAGCCAGCUUUAUAUACCGAGACCAGAGUCACAGCAUAGGCUGGCUCUAUAUAAAUACCAAUAAUAAUAUCAAUACACCAAGCUUUAUUAAUACUGACAGUAAGACACUAUAACCACUGACUGGGGAUACAGCCAGCUUUAUAUACCGAGACCAGAGUCACAGCAUAGGCUGGCUCUAUAUAAAUACCAAUAAUAAUAUCAAUACGCCAAGCUUUAUUAAUACUGACAGUGAGACACUAUAACCACUGACUGGGGAUACAGCCAGCUUUAUAUACCGAGACCAGAGUCACAGCAUAGGCCGGCUCUAUAUAAAUACCAAUAAUAAUAUCAAUACACCAAGCUUUAUUAAUACUGACAGUGAGACACUAUAACCACUGACUAGGGAUACAGCCAGCUUUAUAUACCGAGACCAGAGUCACAGCAUAGGCCGGCUCUAUAUAAAUACCAAUAAUAAUAUCAAUACACCAAGCUUUAUUAAUACUGACAGACACUAUAACCACUGAUCGGGGAUACAGCCAGUUUUAUAUACCGAAAAUCAGAGCUCCAUUGUAUUGGCUCUAUAUAAAUACCAAUAAUAAUAAUAAUAUCAAUACACCAAGCUUUAUUAAUACUGACAGUGAGACACUAUAACCACUGACUGGGGAUACAGGCAGCUUUAUAUACCGAGACCAGAGUCACAGCAUAGGCUGGCUCUAUAUAAAUACCAAUAAUAAUAUCAAUACACCAAGCUUUAUUAAUACUGACAGUGAGACACUAACCACUGACUGGGGAUACAGCCAGCUUUAUAUACAGAGACCAGAGUCACAGCAUAGGCUGGCUCUAUAUAAAUACCAAUAAUAAUAUCAACACACCAAGCUUUAUUAAUACUCGACAGUACACCAGACACUAUAACCAUCGAUCAGAUACAGCCAGCUUCGAGAUAACGAGACCAGAGUCACAGCAUAGGCUGGCUCUAUAUAACACCACAAUAUCAUCACACCAAGCUUUAUUAAUACUGACAGAGACACCAUAACCACUGACUGGGAUACAGCCAGCUUUAUAUACCGAGACCAGAGUCACAGCAUAGGCUGGCUCUAUAUAAAUACCAAUAAUAAUAUCAAUACACCAAGCUUUAUCAAUACUGACAGUGAGACACUAUAACCACUGACUGGGGAUACAGCCAGCUUUAUAUACCGAGACCAGAGUCACAGCAUAGGCCGGCUCUAUAUAAAUACCAAUAAUAAUAUCAAUACACCAAGCUUUAUUAAUACUGACAGUGAUAACAGACACUAUAACCACUGACUGGGGAUACAGCCAGCUUUAUAUACCGAGACCAGAGUCAAAGCAUAGGCCGGCUCUAUAUAAAUACCAAUAAUAAUAUCAAUACACCAAGCUUUAUUAAUACUGACAGUGAGACACUAUAACCACUGACUGGGGAUACAGCCAGCUUUAUAUACCGAGACCAGAGUCACAGCAUAGGCUGGCUCUAUAUAAAUACCAAUAAUAAUAUCAAUACACCAAGCUUUAUUAAUACUGACAGUGAGACACUAUAACCACUGACUGGGGAUACAGCCAGCUUUAUAUACCGAGACCAGAGUCACAGCAUAGGCUGGCUCUAUAUAAAUACCAAUAAUAAUAUCAAUACACCAAGCUUUAUUAAUACUGACAGUGAGACACUAUAACCACUGACUGGGGAUACAGCCAGCUUUAUAUACCGAGACCAGAGUCACAGCAUAGGCUGGCUCUAUAUAAAUACCAAUAAUAAUAUCAAUACACCAAGCUUUAUUAAUACUGACAGUGAGACACUAUAACCACAGACUGGGGAUACAGCCAGCUUUAUAUACCGAGACCAGAGUCACAGCAUAGGCUGGCUCUAUAUAAAUACCAAUAAUAAUAUCAAUACACCAAGCUUUAUUAAUACUGACAGAGAGACACUAUAACCACUGACUGGGGAUACAGCCAGCUUUAUAUCCCGAGACCAGAGUCACAGCAUAGGCUGGCUCUAUAUAAAUACCAAUAAUAAUAUCAAUACACCAAGCUUUAUUAAUACUGACAGUGAGACACUAUAACCACUGACUGGGGAUACAGCCAGCUUUAUAUACCGAGACCAGAGUCACAGCAUAGGCUGGCUCUAUAUAAAUACCAAUAAUAAUAUCAAUACACCAAGCUUUAUUAAUACUGACAGUGAGACACUAUAACCACUGACUGGGGAUACAGCCAGCUUUAUAUACCGAGACCAGAGUCACAGCAUAGGCCGGCUCUAUAUAAAUACCAAUAAUAAUAUCAAUACACCAAGCUUUAUUAAUACUGACAGUGAUAACAGACACUAUAACCACUGACUGGGGAUACAGCCAGCUUUAUAUACCGAGACCAGAGUCACAGCAUAGGCCGGCUCUAUAUAAAUACCAAUAAUAAUAUCAAUACACCAAGCUUUAUUAAUACUGACAGUGAUAACAGACACUAUAACCACUGACUGGGGAUACAGCCAGCUUUAUAUACCGAGACCAGAGUCAAAGCAUAGGCCGGCUCUAUAUAAAUACCAAUAAUAAUAUCAAUACACCAAGCUUUAUUAAUACUGACAGUGAGACACUAUAACCACUGACUGGGGAUACAGCCAGCUUUAUAUACCGAGACCAGAGUCACAGCAUAGGCUGGCUCUAUAUAAAUACCAAUAAUAAUAUCAAUACACAAAGCUUUAUUAAUACUGACAGUGAGACACUAUAACCACUGACUGGGGAUACAGCCAGCUUUAUAUACCGAGACCAGAGUCACCGCAUAGGCUGGCUCUAUAUAAAUACCAAUAAUAAUAUCAAUACACCAAGCUUUAUUAAUACUGACAGUGAGACACUAUAACCACUGACUGGGGAUACAGCCAACUUUAUAUACCGAGACCAGAGUCACAGCAUAGGCUGGCUCUAUAUAAAUACCAAUAAUAAUAUCAAUACACCAAGCUUUAUUAAUACUGACAGUGAGACACUAUAACCACUGACUGGGGAUACAGCCAGCUUUACAUACCGAGACCAGAGUCACAGCAUAGGCCGGCUCUAUAUAAAUACCAAUAAUAAUAUCAAUACACCAAGCUUUAUUAAUACUGACAGUGAGACACUAUAACCACUGACUGGGGAUACAGCCAGCUUUAUAUACCGAGACCAGAGUCACAGCAUAGACUGGCUCUAUAUAAAUACCAAUAAUAUCAAUACACCAAGCUUUAUUAAUACUGACAGUGAUAACAGACACUAUAACCACUGACUGGGGAUACAGCCAGCUUUAUAUACCGAGACCAGAGUCACAGCAUAGGCUGGCUCUAUAUAAAUACCAAUAAUAAUAUCAAUACACCAAGCUUUAUUAAUACUGACGGUGAGACACUAUAACCACUGACUGGGGAUACAGCCAGCUUUAUAUACCGAGACCAGAGUCACAGCAUAGGCCGGCUCUAUAUAAAUACCAAUAAUAAUAUCAAUACACCAAGCUUUAUUAAUACUGACAGUGAGACACUAUAACCACUGACUGGGGAUACAGCCAGCUUUAUAUACCGAGACCAGAGUCACAGCAUAGGCUGGCUCUAUAUAAAUACCAAUAAUAUUAUCAAUACACCAAGCUUUAUUAAUACUGACAGUGAGACACUAUAACCACUGACUGGGGAUACAGCCAGCUUUAUAUACCGAGACCAGAGUCACAGCAUAGGCCGGCUCUAUAUAAAUACCAAUAAUAAUAUCAAUACACCAAGCUUUAUUAAUACUGACAGUGAUAACAGACAAUAUAACCACUGACUGGGGAUACAGCCAGCUUUAUAUACCGAGACCAGAGUCACAGCAUAGGCUGGCUCUAUAUAAAUACCAAUAAUAAUAUCAAUACACCAAGCUUUAUUAAUACUGACAGUGAUAACAGACACUAUAACCACUGACUGGGGAUUAAGAAACAGCUUUAUAUAAAUCGAGUAUCAGCAUUAGGCUGGCUCUAUAUAAAUACCAAUACACAUCAAUACUUUAUUAAUUAGACAGUGAGACACUAUAACCACUGACUGGGGGUACAGCCAGCUUUAUAUACCGAGACCAGAGUCACAGCAUAGGCUGGCUCUAUAUAAAUACCAAUAAUAAUAUCAAUACACCAAGCUUUAUUAAUACUGACAGUAAGACACUAUAACCACUGACUGGGGAUACAGCCAGCUUUAUAUACCGAGACCAGAGUCACAGCAUAGGCUGGCUCUAUAUAAAUACCAAUAAUAAUAUCAAUACACCAAGCUUUAUUAAUACUGACGGUGAGACACUAUAACCACUGACUGGGGAUACAGCCAGCUUUAUAUACCGAGACCAGAGUCACAGCAUAGGCCGGCUCUAUAUAAAUACCAAUAAUAAUAUCAAUACACUAAGCUUUAUUAAUACUGACAGUGAGACACUAUAACCACUGACUGGGGAUACAGCCAGCUUUAUAUACCGAGACCAGAGUCACAGCAUAGGCUGGCUCUAUAUAAAUACCAAUAAUAAUAUCAAUACACCAAGCUUUAUUAAUACUGACAGUGAGACACUAUAACCACUGACUGGGGUUACAGCCAGCUUUAUAUACCGAGACCAGAGUCACAGCAUAGGCUGGCUCUAUAUAAAUACCAAUAAUAAUAUCAAUACACCAAGCUUUAUUAAUACUGACAGUGAGACACUAUAACCACUGACUGGGGAUACAGCCAGCUUUAUAUAUAUACCGAGACCAGAGUCACAGCAUAGGCCGGCUCUAUAUAAAUACCAAUAAUAAUAUCAAUACACCAAGCUUUAUUAAUACUGACAGUGAGACACUAUAACCACUGACUGGGGAUACAGCCAGCUUUAUAUACCGAGACCAGAGUCACAGCAUAGGCUGGCUUUAUAUAAAUACCAAUAAUAAUAAUAAUAAUAAUAAUAUCAAUACACCAAGCUUUAUUAAUACUGACAGUGAGACACUAUAACCACUGACUGGGAUACAGCCAGCUUUAUAUACCGAGACCAGAGUCACAGCAUAGGCUGGCUCUAUAUAAAUACCAAUAAUAAUAUCAAUACACCAAGCUUUAUUAAUACUGACAGUGAUAACAGACACUAUAACCACUGACUGGGGAUACAGCCAGCUUUAUAUACCGAGACCAGAGUCACAGCAUAGGCUGGCUCUAUAUAAAUACCAAUAAUAAUAUCAAUACACCAAGCUUUAUUAAUACUGACAGUGAGACACUAUAACCACUGACUGGGGAUACAGCCAGCUUUAUAUACCGAGACCAGAGUCACAGCAUAGGCUGGCUCUAUAUAAAUACCAAUAAUAAUAUCAAUACACCAAGCUUUAUUAAUACUGACAGUCAGACACUAUAACCACUGACUGGGAUACAGCCAGCUUUAUAUACCGAGACCAGAGUCACAGCAUAGGCUGGCUCUAUAUAAAUACCAAUAAUAAUAUCAAUACACCAAGCUUUAUUAAUACUGACAGUGAGACACUAUAACCACUGACUGGGGAUACAGCCAGCUUUAUACACCGAGACCAGAGUCACAGCAUAGGCUGGCUCUAUAUAAAUACCAAUAAUAAUAUCAAUACACCAAGCUUUAUUAAUACUGACAGUGAGACACUAUAACCACUGACUGGGGAUACAGCCAGCUUUAUAUACCGAGACCAGAGUCACAGCAUAGGCCGGCUCUAUAUAAAUACCAAUAAUAAUAUCAAUACACCAAGCUUUAUUAAUACUGACAGUGAUAACAGACACUAUAACCACUGACUGGGGAUACAGCCAGCUUUAUAUACCGAGACCAGAGUCACAGCAUAGGCUGGCUCUAUAUAAAUACCAAUAAUAAUAUCAAUACACCAAGCUUUAUUAAUACUGACAGUGAUAACAGACACUAUAACCACUGACUGGGGAUACAGCCAGCUUUAUAUACCGAGACCAGAGUCACAGCAUAGGCUGGCUCUAUAUAAAUACCAAUAAUAAUAUCAAUACACCAAGCUUUAAUAAUACUGACAGUGAGACACUAUAACCACUGACUGGGGAUACAGCCAGCUUUAUAUACCGAGACCAGAGUCACAGCAUAGGCUGGCUCUAUAUAAAUACCAAUAAUAAUAUCAAUACACCGAGCUUUAUUAAUACUGACAGUGAGACACUAUAACCACUGACUGGGGAUACAGCCAGCUUUAUAUACCGAGACCAGAGUCACAGCAUAGGCUGGCUCUAUAUAAAUACACCAAGCUUUAUUAAUACUGACAGUGAGACACUAUAACCACUGACUGGGGAUACAGCCAGCUUUAUAUACCGAGACCGGAGUCACAGCAUAGGCUGGCUCUAUAUAAAUACCAAUAAUAAUAUCAAUACACCAAGCUUUAUUAAUACUGACAGUGAGACACUAUAACCACUGACUGGGGAUACAGCCAACUUUAUAUACCGAGACCAGAGUCACAGCAUAGGCUGGCUCUAUAUAAAUACCAAUAAUAAUAUCAAUACACCAAGCUUUAUUAAUACUGACAGUGAGACACUAUAACCACUGACUGGGGAUACAGCCAGCUUUAUAUACCGAGACCAGAGUCACAGCAUAGGCUGGCUCUAUAUAAAUACCAAUAAUAAUAUCAAUACACCAAGCUUUAUUAAUACUGACAGUGAGACACUAUAACCACUGACUGGGGAUACAGCCAGCUUUAUAUACCGAGACCAGAGUCACAGCAUAGGCCGGCUCUAUAUAAAUACCAAUAAUAAUAUCAAUACACCAAGCUUUAUUAAUACUGACAGUGAGACACUAUAACCACUGACUGGGGAUACAGCCAGCUUUAUAUACCGAGACCAGAGUCACAGCAUAGGCCGGCUCUAUAUAAAUACCAAUAAUAAUAUCAAUACACCAAGCUUUAUUAAUACUGACAGUGAGACACUAUAACCACUGACUGGGGAUACAGCCAGCUUUAUAUACCGAGACCAGAGUCACAGCAUAGGCCGGCUCUAUAUAAAUACACCAAGCUUUAUUAAUACUGACAGAGACACUAUAACCACUGACUGGGGAUACAGCCAGCUUUAUAUACCGAGACCAGAGUCACAGCAUAGGCUGGCUCUAUAUAAAUACCAAUAAUAAUAUCAAUACACCAAGCUUUAUUAAUACUGACAGUGAUAACAGACACUAUAACCACUGACUGGGAUACAGCCAGCUUUAUAUACCGAGACCAGAGUCACAGCAUAGGCCGGCUCUAUAUAAAUACCAAUAAUAAUAUCAAUACACCAAGCUUUAUUAAUACUGACAGUGAUAACAGACAAUAUAACCACUGACUGGGGAUACAGCCAGCAUUAUAUACCGAGACCAGAGUCACAUAGGCGGCUCUAUAUAAUACCAACCAGCCAAUAUCUACACCCAAGCUUUAUUGUACUGACGGUGAGACACUAUAACCACUGACUGCUGGGGAUGCAACCGACUUUAUAUACGAGACCAGAGUCGAUCACAGCAUAGGCGUAUAUAAAUACCAAUAAUAAUAUCAAUACACCAAGCUUUAUUAAUACUGACAGUGAGACACUAUAACCACUGACUGGGGAUACAGCCAGCUUUAUAUACCGAGACCAGAGUCACAGCAUAGGCUGGCUCUAUAUAAAUACCAAUAAUAAUAUCAAUACACCAAGCUUGAUUAAUACUGACAGUGAGACACUAUAACCACUGACUGGGGAUACAGCCAGCUUUAUAUACCGAGACCAGAGUCACAGCAUAGGCUGGCUCUAUAUAAAUACCAAUAAUAAUAAUAUCAAUACACCAAGCUUUAUUAAUACUGACAGUGAUACACUAUAACCACUGACUGGGGAUACAGCCAGCUUUAUAUACCGAGACCAGAGUCACAGCAUAGGCCGGCUCUAUAUAAAUACCAAUAAUAAUAUCAAUACACCAAGCUUUAUUAAUACUGACAGUGAUAACAGACACUAUAACCACUGACUGGGGAUACAGCCAGCUUUAUAUACCGAGACCAGAGUCAAAGCAUAGGCCGGCUCUAUAUAAAUACCAAUAAUAAUAUCAAUACACCAAGCUUUAUUAAUACUGACAGUGAGACACUAUAACCACUGACUGGGGAUACAGCCAGCUUUAUAUACCGAGACCAGAGUCACAGCAUAGGCUGGCUCUAUAUAAAUACCAAUAAUAAUAUCAAUAAUAAUAUCAAUACACCAAGCUUUAUUAAUACUGACAGUGAGACAAUAUAACCACUGACUGGGGAUACAGCCAGCUUUAUAUACCGAGACCAGAGUCACAGCAUAGGCCGGCUCUAUAUAAAUACCAAUAAUAAUAUCAAUACACCACGCUUUACUAAUACUGACAGUGAUAACAGACACUAUAACCACUGACUGGGGAUACAGCCAGCUUUAUAUACCGAGACCAGAGUCACAGCAUAGGCUGGCUCUAUAUAAAUACCAAUAAUAAUAUCAAUACACCAAGCUUUAUUAAUACUGACAGUGAGACACUAUAACCACUGACUGGGAUACAGCCAGCUUUAUAUACCGAGACCAGAGUCACAGCAUAGGCUGGCUCUAUAUAAAUACCAAUAAUAAUAUCAAUACACCAAGCUUUAUUAAUACUGACAGUGAUAACAGACACUAUAACCACUGACUGGGAUACAGCCAGCUUUAUAUACCGAGACCAGAGUCACAGCAUAGGCUGGCUCUAUAUAAAUACCAAUAAUAAUAUCAAUACACCAAGCUUUAUUAAUACUGACAGUGAGACACUAUAACCACUGACUGGGAUACAGCCAGCUUUAUAUACCGAGACCAGAGUCACAGCAUAGGCUGGCUCUAUAUAAAUACCAAUAAUAAUAUCAAUACACCAAGCUUUAUUAAUACUGACAGUGAUAACAGACACUAUAACCACUGACUGGGGAUACAGCCAGCUUUAUAUACCGAGACCAGAGUCACAGCAUAGGCCGGCUCUAUAUAAAUACCAAUAAUAAUAUCAAUACACCAAGCUUUAUUAAUACUGACAGUGAGACACUAUAACCACUGACUGGGAUACAGCCAGCUUUAUAUACCGAGACCAGAGUCACAGCAUAGGCUGGCUCUAUAUAAAUACCAAUAAUAAUAUCAAUACCCCAGGCUUUAUUAAUACUGACAGUGAGACACUAUAACCACUGACUGGGGAUACAGCCAGCUUUAUAUACCGAGACCAGAGUCACAGCAUAGGCUGGCUCUAUAUAAAUACCAAUAAUAAUAUCAAUACACCAAGCUUUAUUAAUACUGACAGUGAUAACAGACACUAUAACCACUGACUGGGGAUACAGCCAGCUUUAUAUACCGAGACCAGAGUCACAGCAUAGGCUGGCUCUGUAUAAAUACCAAUAAUAUCAGCCGCAAGCUUUAGUAAGCUACUUACGGCGAGUGAUACACUAUAUAACACUGACUGGGGAUACGGCCACAGCUUUUAUAUACCACGAGACCAGAGUCACAGCAUAGGCGGCUCUAUAUAAAUACCAAUAAUAAUAUCAAUACCAAGAAACUUUUAUUAAUACGGCAGUGGGGCGCUAUAACCUGACUGGGGAUACAGCAGCUUAUAUACGAAAGACCGAGAGUGCAACGCCAGAGCGGCUCUAUAUAAAUACCAAUAAUAAUAUCAAUACACCAAGCUUUAUUAAUACUGACAGUGAGACACUAUAACCACUGACUGGGGAUACAGCCAGCUUUAUAUACCGAGACCAGAGUCACAGCAUAGGCUGGCUCUAUAUAAAUACCAAUAAUAAUAUCAAUACACCAAGCUUUAUUAAUACUGACAGUGAGACACUAUAACCACUGACUGGGGAUACAACCAGCUUUAUAUACCGAGACCAGAGUCACAGCAUAGGCCGGCUCUAUAUAAAUACCAAUAAUAAUAUCAAUACACCAAGCUUUAUUAAUACUGACAGUGAGACACUAUAACCACUGACUGGGGAUACAGCCAGCUUUAUAUACCGAGACCAGAGACACAGCAUAGGCUGGCUCUAUAUAAAUACCAAUAAUAAUAUCAAUACACCAAGCUUUAUUAAUACUGACAGUGAGACACUAUAACCACUGACUGGGGAUACAGCCAGCUUUAUAUACCGAGACCAGAGUCACAGCAUAGGCUGGCUCUAUAUAAAUACCAAUAAUAAUAUCAAUACACCAAGCUUUAUUAAUACUGACAGUGAGACUAUAACCACUGACUGGGGAUACAGCCAGCUUUAUAUACCGAGACCAGAGUCACAGCAUAGGCCGGCUCUAUAUAAAUACCAAUAAUAAUAUCAAUACACCAAGCUUUAUUAAUACUGACAGUGAGACACUAUAACCACUGACUGGGAUACAGCCAGCUUUAUAUACCGAGACCAGAGUCACAGCAUAGGCUGGCUCUAUAUAAAUACCAAUAAUAAUAUCAAUACACCAAGCUUUAUUAAUACUGACAGUGAGACACUAUAACCACUGACUGGGGAUACAGCCAGCUUUAUAUACCGAGACCAGAGUCACAGCAUAGGCCGGCUCUAUAUAAAUACCAAUAAUAAUAUCAAUACACCAAGCUUUAUUAAUACUGACAGUGAGACACUAUAACCACUGACUGGGGAUACAGCCAGCUUUAUAUACCGAGACCAGAGUCACAGCAUAGGCUGGCUCUAUAUAAAUACCAAUAAUAAUAUCAAUACACCAAGCUUUAUUAAUACUGACAGUGAGACACUAUAACCACUGACUGGGGAUACAGCCAGCUUUAUAUACCGAGACCAGAGUCACAGCAUAGGCUGGCUCUAUAUAAAUACCAAUAAUUAUAAUAUCAAUACACCAAGCUUUAUUAAUACUGACAGUGAGACACUAUAACCACUGACUGGGGAUACAGCCAGCUUUAUAUACCGAGACCAGAGUCACAGCAUAGGCCGGCUCUACAUAAAUACCAAUAAUAAUAUCAAUACACCAAGCUUUAUUAAUACUGACAGUGAGACACUAUAACCACUGACUGGGGAUACAGCCAGCUUUAUAUACCGAGACCAGAGUCACAGCAUAGGCUGGCUCUAUAUAAAUACCAAUAAUAAUAUCAAUACACCAAGCUUUAUUAAUACUGACAGAGAGACACUAUAACCACUGACUGGGGAUACAGCCAGCUUUAUAUACCGAGACCAGAGUCACAGCAUAGGCUGGCUCUAUAUAAAUACCAAUAAUAAUAUCAAUACACCAAGCUUUAUUAAUACUGACAGUGAGACACUAUAACCACUGACUGGGGAUACAGCCAGCUUUAUAUACCGAGACCAGAGUCACAGCAUAGGCUGGCUCUAUAUAAAUACCAAUAAUAAUAUCAAUACACCAAGCUUUAUUAAUACUGACAGUGAGACACUAUAUCCACUGACUGGGGAUACAGCCAGCUUUAUAUACCGAGACCAGAGUCACAGCAUAGGCUGGCUCUAUAUAAAUACCAAUAAUAAUAUCAAUACACCAAGCUUUAUUAAUACUGACAGUGAGACACUAUAACCACUGACUGGGGAUACAGCCAGCUUUAUAUACCGAGACCAGAGUCACAGCAUAGGCCGGCUCUAUAUAAAUACCAAUAAUAAUAUCAACACACCAAGCUUUAUUAAUACUGACAGUGAGACACUAUAACCACUGACUGGGGAUACAGCCAGCUUUAUAUACCGAGACCAGAGUCACAGCAUAGGCUGGCUCUAUAUAAAUACCAAUAAUAAUAUCAAUACACCAAGCUUUAUUAAUACUGACAGUGAGACACUAUAACCACUUACUGGGGAUACAGCCAGCUUUAUAUACCGAGACCAGAGUCACAGCAUAGGCUGGCUCUAUAUAAAUACCAAUAAUAUCAAUACACCAAGCUUUAUUAAUACUGACAGUGAUACACUAUAACCACUGACUGGGGAUACAGCCAGCUUUAUAUACCGAGACCAGAGUCACAGCAUAGGCUGGCUCUAUAUAAAUACCAAUAAUAAUAUCAAUACACCAAGCUUUAUUAAUACUGACAGUGAGACACUAUAACCACUGACUGGGGAUACAGCCAGCUUUAUAUACCGAGACCAGAGUCACAGCAUAGGCCGGCUCUAUAUAAAUACACCAAGCUUUAUUAAUACUGACAGAGACACUAUAACCACUGACUGGGGAUACAGCCAGCUUUAUAUACCGAGACCAGAGUCACAGCAUAGGCUGGCUCUAUAUAAAUACCAAUAAUAAUAUCAAUACACCAAGGCUGGCUCUAUAUAAAUACCAAUAAUAAUAUCAAUACACCAAGCUUUAUUAAUACUGACAGUGAUAACAGACAUUAUCAUUAUUAUUCAGUGGCGAGGCUGGUUCCGCCAUGUUUGGGAGGGUAUCUUACUAUAGAAGUGUCAGGGUCUUACCUGGGUUGGGAGUCUGUAGCGCAGAUAUGUUGCUCACCCUUGCAGAUUGCCACAGGCCAAGGUGGUCAGGUACGGUGGGUCUGUACACGGGGGCUGUGCAGGAUUAAGUACCAAGUCGCAGGACAGGCAAGGACUCAAACAGCAGGAUCAUCAAGGUGUAGCCGAAGUCAAGGGAUGCCAGAGUAAACGUAGUCAGAAGCCGGGGUCAAUAACAAGUAGCAGCUCAAACGACAGGAACACUGGUACACAACAGGAUCAAAGACUUGAUGCUGAUCAUCGGGCGAGGCUGAGUUUAAAUACCCUGCUAAUGUCUGAUCAGGGUCAGGUGAAGCACAUCCAAAGUCAAGGUUCAGCCCCCAGAGUAAUAGACAUGCCAGGAAGAACAGGACCAGACUGACUUGUGGAUUACAAGAACUUCUGUGGCUUAGAGGUAGGAAGCAGGACCAGGACUGCAAAGUUCUUUGGUUCAAAUCUCUUGUUGGGAACCAUGUCUGGCCGUCUGUCUGCUGCGGUGAGAACCGUGACAAGGCGAUAUAAGUAAGUCUUGUUUUGGAGGUUAAGGGUCAGGUAUCUUACUAUAGGGGGUGUAAGGAAGGUCUCCAGCUUUUUAAUGUGCUGUUUGUCAAACUGUUACGAAGUCGUUUGACUCAUUAAAUUGUUGGGGUUAUCAGGGCACUCUUGUAACCAUAAACAUUGCAGUUCGAUGUUGCAUCCUUUUAAGCAUGAAUAACUUAUUCUAAAGAUAUAAGGGACUUGUUUGAAUUUCUGCCUGCGUCCUCAUUUUCCAGCACUUGUUAAUCCAUUGCGAAUCAUGAUAUUGAGGCGCUAACCCCAUUCUUGAGUCCCUUAUAGAAUUCUGUUAAAGAUUGGAAAUGUGAAUAGCGUGUUUGUCUGUCGACAGCUUCUGAUACGAUCUAAACCUGAUUUAACGUCGCCUGCCUGGCAGCCAAAUGAAAGAUGUCGUUUUAUAAAGGAUCGUCCAGCUGUCAGCGUUUCGCACUGUAUCGCAGCAAACACACGAUCAGUGCAUUAUAACUUCUUCACACGUCAACAUAUAUGUAACGUGACGACUUGCAGACGCUCUCUCUGAGCAUACUGUGUAACUGAUAUAAAUCCCACAUUCUGGAUAAUGGGGGUUUUAUUAUUUGCAAACUGUGCCCUCCAUUCUAUUUUUUUAAAUAUGUCUUUAAAAUGAUUUAAAAAAACAAAAUGUUUAUAUAUUAUAAAUAAGUUCAUCCACCAUCUUUUCAGAAACUUUCAUGGCCUCCCAGAGUAACGUCUAUUUCACAAACCUGUCUACUGCUCUGUCUUAAAGGGCCACUCUCCCCUCCAGUGAGGGAUAUUUCUCGAUCUACCUUCCCACCAUGUUGUUUGGUAGUUAUCCCCCUCGUUGCCCCACCUCCUUUUAGACUGUAAGCUCUUCUGAGCAGGAUCCUCAUCAACCUAUUGUUCCUGUAACCGUUUGCAAUCCUCUCAUUUAUUGUUAAAUGUCCCUUUUAUAAUAUUAUAAAGUGCUGUGGAAUAAGUGGGCACUUCUUAAAUGUGGUAUAUUUUAGUAUUUUGAAAACCACUAUUUGAAAUAUUGUUUUUCAAAAAUUAUUUAAAUCAUUUGAGAAACUACCAAAAACACGAUAAAUUGAGGCCUAUAUGAGCUACUCUGAGCCUUGGGAAGCCCCACAUUAUUUGAGGUGUUACAGCUGAUGGGUGUGGGACGGGGAUUAAUGUGGUGAGAUUCCCAGACUGGGGGGAAAUGGUGAGUCGUCUGGGAUCAGGUCCGAGAUCGAGGAGCCAGUAAAGGCUUUGAAGAGACCAUCCGAGGGGGAAAAUACCAAUAUCUUCUAACCUACAAUUCAGGUAUUGGGAUUCUGAGUGCUCUCUGGGCUUUUAUUAUAAUGGUCAAAGUAAGUGUGCCGUUCACAUAGCACCACACCAUCAAGGGUUUCUGGAGUUUUUCCCCAGUAUCCUGACCCCAGGGAAUUAUCUCUGAGUGCAGCCUACUGCACUCACGCCGAUAUCCACUCCAUUACUACGUGAUCUACCAGUGUGCGCAUUGAGUGGACGUUUCUUGAUUUGGGUCCUUCGGUCUGUAGACAUUUAAUCCGUUCUCUGUAUAUGUAUUAAUUCACUUCAUUUCUUUGCAGCAAAGUAAAAGGCGGUAACAUAGAUGUCCAUCCGAGUGAGAAAGCCCUCGUGGUCAACUAUGAAGUGGAAGCCACCAUCCUCGGGGAGAUGGGAGACCCAAUGCUUGGCGAGCGCAAAGGCUGUCAGAAAAUGUACGUUCAAGUUUUAGAUUUUUCUAUGAAAAAACUUUUGUUGUUGAGUUGAUUAAAUGAUCCAAGCUGGCUCUGGGGAAAUUCCAGUCUGACAUUAAUUUGCUGAAUGCCUUAUUGCGGUCAAGGUGUAACCAGAUCAUGUACGCUAUUGUAAUGCGCACGUUUUGCAAUUCAGAUUUAAAUUGAAGGGACACUCUAAGCACCCCACCUAGUACAGAGUGAUGCAGUAGUUAUGGUUACUCUUGCUUUAGCAAUGGCUGGGGUUGACCAGUUAAACCACGUAUAUGUAAACCAUUCAACAAUGGCCUGGCUGCUAUGUGUGGGGUGACUUCAGGGCGCUGCGCUGGGAAUGGUGGUUAAAUUGAUCUUGUAUCUAUAAAUCAACAUCUAUUGAAUAAACAUGUGUGAGCGGGUAUUACUGAUUCCCAUAUCCCAGGCGUGUGGGAGCGGGUAUUACUGAUUCCCAUAUCCCAGACGUGUGUGAGCGGGUAUUAUUGGUUCCCAUAUCCCAGGCGUUGUGAGCGGGUAUUAUUGGUUCCCAUAUCCCAGGCGUGUUUGAGCGGGUAUUACUGAUCACCAUAUCCCAGACGUGUGUGAGCGAUUAUUAAUCGUUCCCAUAUCCCAGACGUGUGUGAGCGGGUAUUACUGAUUCCCAUAUCCCAGACGUGUGUGAGCGGGUAUUAUUGGUUCCCAUAUCCCAGGCGUGUGUGAGCGGGUAUUACUGAUUCCCAUAUCCCAGACGUGUGUGAGCGGGUAUUACUGAUUCCCAUAUCCCAGACGUGUGUGAGCGGGUAUUAUUGAUUCCCAUAUCCCAGACGUGUGUGAGCGGGUAUUACUGAUUCCCAAAUCCUAGACGUGUGGGAGCGGGUAUUACUGAUUCCCAUAUCCCAGACGUGUGUGAGCGGGUAUUACUGAUUCCCAUAUCCCAGACGUGUGUGAGCGGGUAUUACUGAUUCCCAUAUCCCAGACGUGUGUGAGUGGGUAUUACUGAUUCCCAUAUCCCAGACGUGUGUGAGCGGGUAUUACUGAUUCCCAUAUCCCAGACGUGUGUGAGCGGGUAUUACUGAUUCCCAUAUCCCAGGCGUGUGAGAGCGGGUAUUACUGAUUCCCAUAUCCCAGGCGUGUGUGAGCGGGUAUUAUCGAUUCCCAUAUCCCAGACGUGUGUGAGCGGGUAUUACUGAUUCCCAUAUCCCAGACGUGUGUGAGCGGGUAUUACUGAUUCCCAUAUCCCAGACGUGUGUGAGCGGGUAUUAUCCCAUAUCCCAGGCGUUGUGAGCGGGUAUUACUGGUUCCCAUAUCCCAGGCGUGUGAGAGCGGGUAUUACUGAUUCCCAUAUCCCAGACGUGUGUGGUAUUAUUGAUUCCCAUAUCCCAGACGUGUGUGAGCGGGUAUUACUGAUUCCCAUAUCCCAGACGUGUGUGAGCGGGUAUUACUGAUUCCCAUAUCCCAGACGUGUGGAGCGGGUAUUAUUGGUUCCCAUAUCCCAGGCGUUGUGAGCGGGUAUUAUUGAUUCCCAUAUCCCAGACGUGUGUGAGCGGGUAUUACUGAUUCCCAUAUCCCAUAUCCCAGACGUGUGUGAGCGGGUAUUAUUGAUUCCCAUAUCCCAGACGUGUGUGAGCGGGUAUUAUUGAUUCCCAUAUCCCAGACGUGUGUGAGCGGGUAUUACUGAUUCCCAUAUCCCAGGCGUGUGUGAGCGGGUAUUACUGAUUCCCAUAUCCCAGACGUGUGGAGCGGGUAUUAUUGAUUCCCAUAUCCCAGACGUGUGUGAGCGGGUAUUACUGAUUCCCAUAUCCCAGGCGUGUGUGAGCGGGUAUUACUGAUUCCCAUAUCCCAGACGUGUGUGAGCGGGUAUUACUGAUUCCCAUAUCCCAGGCGUGUGUGAGCGGGUAUUACUGAUUCCCAUAUCCCAGGCGUUGUGAGCGGGUAUUACUGAUUCCCAUAUCCCAGGCGUGUGUGAGCGGGUAUUAUUGAUUCCGAUGGCUAUGUGCCAGAUGUGAGGGUAGGUAUUGCUUUAGAUCAGGACAUACAGGACUAUUGCAGAAACUAGCGCACUCUGUUGUUGCUGUGAUGAUGAGGACGGCAAAAUGUCUGUAGGCGGAAUCUCCUGCUCUCUGACAGCCAUUGUGGGUAGAGACCUCUAUGAUUAGUGUAGAGGUCAGUGCUAAGAAUUGAUGUACUGUUGCAGAAGGGACACAUUUUUAAAGUGCUUUCAUUUAAAAUAAACACAUCUUACAGCAUGUCUGCUAAUGUAACAUUCCUUUAAUCCUAAUUUAUACAGUGGGUUAAUGGUGAUCCAGUUUAUUUUGGCGUAUAAUUCGAGAUAGCGAUACAAGCGAUAUAUUUGAGCGCACAUAUUGAUGAAGUUGCUUCAUUUAUUUUUACCUUCUUGUUUUUAUAUCCAGCAUUCGGCUGAAAAGUCUCAAUGCCAACACUGAUAUUGCGUCAUUGGCACGCAAAGUGGUUGAAGAAUGCAAGCUCAUCCACCCAUCUAAACUGUCCGAAGUGGAGCAGCUCCUCUACUACCUUCAGAAUCGACAGGAUGGGGUUUCUGGAAAAGGUAAGACUUUAUCUUUAAAUAUGAGUCCAUUCUCUAAAUGGGGAAUUUGCUACAGCAAAUGUGAUCUACUGUUUAGUUCAGUUAAUCUUUUUGUGAUUUUCUGAUCAUAUAAGAGAGAGAGAGAUGUAUCUGACUUUAAAACUACCGGUAGUCUGUCACCGUCUGGGUUCUUUGCAUAUCUUCCAAAGAACUCCAAUGGUAACGUGGCUGCUUCCGAUGCCAUGGCCUGUGAGUCUAGGGAUCUCCAUCCGCUGGAUCCGCGUGGGCUCCUGGUGGUUAAUCCCCUGAGCCAGGAGCAUGCGUGAGACUGCAACACUGAUGUAUAUGGAGGAUAGAUUGCCGUUGUGACUGCAAAAGGACUUUUAUUACUUUGAACUGUGUUCGAGACUUUUAAAAUGGCCGUAUCGCUUAUUGUUAGGCUAUGAGAACAAGACAAUCGGUUCACGAACAAUAUCCACAGUCCUGUUCAGGGAACUGACUAAAUACUGAAUGAGAGACCACACCGUUGAGGUCAUGUGUCUCUCAUUAACAAGGUGCAACAAUGUUUCAAGUGCUGUUAAUAGGUUUUUGUGGGUGGCCGCUGUUCGUAUGCCGAACACGUGGCGGCUGCCAUCUUUGUUGGUAAAAGUUCAGCGGUGUUUGGUCGUCGAGUGCUUGGAACUGAAAUCAGCUACUUGAUUUCCAAACACCGCUGGACUUCCAGAGCGUUCGGGAGAUCCGCUCUUUCGGUAGAUUGGAGCCCUUCGUGAGUUCUCCUUUUUCAGUAUCAGUAAACUCAAAAAAAUAAAUCAUGUGGCAUUCGGUUAUUUCUGCAGGAAUCUGAGCGGUAAUUCGUGAGAUUGUACCCUCAGAUCCCCGCAGUCUAAUGAGGGGAUCAAUCGUGGAAAUCUGUAAGAAAUUGCAUGAGUUAUAGAUUUUUUUUUAUUUUUUUUUGACAAUCUUUAUUUUGCGUUUUCAUAAACAGAGAAAUACAGAAAGAAGAGCACAAUAGCUUUGAGUCAAUAUCACAAUCCAAGUGUACAUUAAAGUAUCACAUAAAUGUUGCUUUUAUAUUACAGUGCUAUCUAUACAACAGUAGUGAAGUACAUCCCAUUUGACUUCCUUAUAUCUUAUUAUUCUUAUUAUAUGUUUUUGACAUUCUUCAGUUAUCAGUUAUUGUCCAAGGGAAGUGGGGGUGUGUGUGAGAAUGGGAAAAGGAGAUUAGUCAGGGGUAGGGGAGUCGCCUUAACCAAAGCGAACUCCAAGGGUGGCAAUAUCCGCACUUUCAGUUUUGUCCUUCUUUUGGCUUUUUGCAGUUAUCUAUAUUGUAUCGGCAUGAAUAGAGUUUGUUUGUGUGUCGCUCAUAUCGAGUGCAGUGAUUCUCGUCCACGUUUGAGUCGGUCAGCCUCUUUUGUAUGGUUUCUGCGCCUGUCGAGUGUGGUCAUCUUGGCAGGGGGGGUGUCAAUGUGUGGAUCUUACGGGCAAGAGUGCCUAUACUGCUAAUCGUACUGCGGUGCCCCCCACAUAUAGGUCUGCGGGCAUCUUGGGUGACUUAGGCGUGUGUAGUACUAUAGUCUGAGUAUGUGGGCCUUUGUCUGUUGACCCCUCCAUCACCUGCUUGGGUUGUGGCGUCUGUGCGGUAGUCUGUCGUGGCAUGCCGGUCCUGUUCUAUAUCUAAAUUUGAGUUAGCUUGGCCCAGCAAUGUCCGGAUAGGUGGGGGGCGUAGAUGAGGGAGAGGAGGAGAGAGUAAGAAGGGGAGAGAGAAAGGAAGGGGGUAUAUAUAUCUUAAUAGGAAGAGGUGUGUUGAGUAGCUGGGGGGGAGAGGGGAAAAGGGUGGCAGGUGUUUUAGGUUACAGUUCUGUCCGCAGCAAUGUACAGGAGCCAGGGGGUCCAUGUCAGGUUACAUUUUUCCGUGCGGCCUUGGAUGUCUGCCGUCAUGCUUUCCAUAGAACGAAUUUCUCCUACUCUGUCUACCCACUGUUGAAAGGUGGGGGUAGCCGUUUGUUUCCACAUUGUGGGUAUCAGGGAUUUCGCUGCCGUCAGUAGAUGUUUCGUUAAUGAUUUCUUAUAGGUCUUUAGUGUCAUGGUCGUGUGGUGUAGUAGCAUGGGGAGGGGCUGGAGCGGGAGUUCCGGGUCUGAUAUUUCGAGGAUUUUGGCAUUUACCAUUUCCCAGAAGGGGGUGAUGGAUGAGCAUGUCCACCAGACAUGGAGCAUGGUGCCUUUCUCUCUUCUGCACCGCCAACAUGUAUCCUCUAUAUUCGGGUUCAUGCGAUGUAGCACAUCAGGUGUUCUGUACCAAGUUGUUAACAGCUUGUAGCUCAUCUCUUGAAAUUUUGAGCUAAUAGAGCAUUUGUGAGUGAGUAGAAAUAUCUUGUCCCAGUCCUGGGUCGUCAGGGAUUCUCCGGUUUCUCUUUCCCAUCUGGUGAUGAAUUUCGGGGGCGGCUCAUGUCUCCCACCGAUAAGCAUUGCGUAUAGGGUCGAAAUCCCCCGUUCCAUGUGCCGUCUACUUGCGCAAAGUGUUUCAAAGUGCGUAAGAUCACGGUGAAAUUGUUGUUUGGCUACCGUGGUUGAGUAGUAUGACUUGACCUGCAGGUAUUGGAACCGGUCUAGGACCGUGGGGAUUGUGUCAGGGAGCAAUUCCGUCAGGGUUUUGAGGGUACCAUUUUCGCACCAUUGGCGCAUGUAAAUCCAGUCUGAUCUUGAGAAGCUUUGUAGUUCCCCUGGCAUCAUUCCACCUCCCACUUCAGGGUUACAUGAGAUGGGCGUUAGUGGAGUUAUAGAUUUUAAUGUGAAAUCCUGUAUUUUCCUGUAACCACUGUUAAUCCAAUUAUCUGUACUUGCUGAUGUCAUCACUGUCCCUGUACAGCAGGGGAUGCUGGGAAACGACCCUGCACGGUGAUUAAACCCCGUACAGUGAAAAUCCUAUACAUUCGGUGCUGUUUCAAUAAAGCCCUCAGUUGACUCCCAGACUGUGUGUCGUCUCGUCAUUGGGGCUACCUGUGUUCUGUAUGCUGAUUCCUGGUUACCAGCGGAAUGAUCGUGGAUUAACCCUUGCUACUCCGCUACAGCCGUUACUAGUGAUAGCCGGGGGGGGGGAUUAACAAAACAUGACCGUGCUAGUUCUGCUUUUUGUCAGGUGUAGUAAAAAUACAUAAUACAAGAGUAGUCGUCUUCUAUCUUUUGACUGUCGGAAUAUCCGUGGGAGUGAGAGAACUGCUUUAACAAACUAGCCGAAGCUCCGCUCAAUGAAAACUAAAUUCACUCGGCCGAUCUGUCGUCAUAUGGGGUGGGAAUAAUAAAACGUCCAUUUAGGAGAUAUCAGACGGCUGUUAUUGAAAGAGAAUGAAAACAAGCAAAGUAAUUCACUAAAACAGGAAUUCUAAUUUAAGGCCAGACUAGUCGAACUAGAAGCUUGGCUGUCUUGGAGAAUGUUUCCAGUUCGUCAAUCAUUCGCUUUAAUGAAUAUAUAUUUUGUUUAGAUUUCUUCCGAACCCGUGCUUUCAUUUUGUACCUCAGUUAGCGUGAAUUUUCCGAUGACAUGUCGCCAUUUUGAUAAGAUCAUUUUAUUAGAAUAAAACGAAAUGACCCGCAGUAAAUCAAACUGGCAGCAAUUUAAAGGUUAAACAUUAUUUCUUUUUUCUUUUUUUUUUAAAUAAAUCUAAUGCUUAAAAAAAUGCCUUAAUAUUUCAUGAAUGCAAAAGCCCCUCGAAAAUCUUAAUCCUUUUUUUUCUUUCUUUCUGUUUUUUAAUUGUUCAAUGUUGUCAUUUUAUCUUUUUACUCGGAAAGCAUCUGGAAGUGCUUUCCGCUGAAAUAUUCUGUGUGAAAACGUGCCAUUUUCUUUCGGUUUGCUAAAUUGCUGUCUCUGUGUGUUCCAGCUUUAUCCUCCCUUAACACACCGAAGUGCAAAGUAUUUCUUCAUUAAGACCCAGUGUGUUUUACAAAGCCAUUUUAUUUUUUUACACGUCGCCCCAGCUUAAUAUAACUCCGUGUUUCAUUUCCUGCUCGCUAUCAUUCAGUCCGUUUUCUGACAAUAUAUCUAGUGUUAGGUGCGGCCGAAACAAUAGCGGGCUCACAGAAACUGCAUUUUUGGUUAAGAUGAGUUUGAACGAAUGCUACACGGUGUCACUCUGAAUCAGCAGCAAUAAAGUGGAGAAAAGAAGAAAUGUACGCUCACUACAAAAACGUUAAGCUAUCCGAUAAUGAAAAAAAAAAUCUAAGCUUUUCUGUAAAACGACUGACAAAAAAGGCAAACGCUCAAUCCAAACAAGAGACAAGUUUAGAAAAAUAAGCUUAAAUUGUUUGAACUUCUCUGGUUGUUUUAAUAUUUUUAAAAUAAAUUAAUAUUUACAGUGAGCUAUGUGGCGUUUUAAGGUGCAAGGCGGUGAAGUCACAAACUAUAUACGGAUGUCUUAGGAUGCCUGACCAUGUCUGUCCUAACCACUAUGCUUGGGUGUCAUUGUAUCAGAGGUGGUUCUCUGAUUUGGUAAUUUCAUACUCUGCCAGACCUAUCCAUUACGUCAUUCCCAAGCUGGUAUCUAAGCUGACUCUGAGCUUAUUGGGGUAAUGACUUCAAGCCCAUCUGUUAAUGCUGUUAAAAGUCCUCUGCUCUCCUAACCUGUACAUCCCAACAUGGAGGCUCUGAGAUGGGUUGGAGAUCUCUAAAGGAGCGUCGCCUCUGAUGUGACUCACAGAAGGAGCCUGCCUGGCUGGCCCCCAGCCUCCAGGACCUUGCACAGAGUAGUGCUGAAAUGCUCGAUGCCGGGCCUAGUGUCCUUCACAAUACAUGUCUAAUGAUUUGCUAGCACUGUGCUGAACAAAAUCAGGAGAGGACACAGAAAUCGGGACUCGUUAAGCAAAUUAGCAGCAUGUACUGGGUUGAGGAAUUGCUGAUCGGUUAAGGCGGCACUAUCACCAGCUGGAGACUUUGCAGAAUAGACCCUCAACUGUGUCAUCAUUGGUGGGGGUUCGGUGGCCGGGGGGAGCAGGUAAAGUUCUACUUACCACCAUCGUUCGUAUUAAGGUCUAUGGGGGAUCUUGCAAGACAGUAAGAUUCUUCAUAGACAGAGCCAAUUCCUGGCUCGGCGGGAUUGACACUUGUAGACAUUGCUAGCUCCGCCCAGUGCCUAGAAUGGUCAGGUGUAUUAAAUAGAUCCAAUUCCCGGCUGGGUGGGAUUGACACUUGUAGAUGUUGCUAGCUCCGCCCAAUGCCUAGAACGGUCAGGUGUAUUAAAUAGAGCCAAUUCCAGGCUGGGCGGGAUUGACACUUGUAGAUGUUGCUAGCUCCGCCCAGUGCCUAGAACGGUCAGGUGUAUUAAAGGACCACUCUAGGCACCCAGACCACUUCAGCUUAAUGAAGUGAUCUGGGUGCCAGGUCCAGCUAGGGUUAACCCAUUUUUUCAUAAACAUAGCAGUUUCAGAGAAACUGCUAUGUUUAUGAAUGGGUUAAGCCUUCCCCCUAUCCUCUAGUGGCUGUCUCAUUGACAGCCACUAGAGGCGCUUAUGCGUUCUCACUGUGAUUUUUACAGUGAGAGCACGAGCGUCCAUAGGAAAGCAUUGUAAAUGCUUUCCUAGCGCGAUAGGCUGAAUGCGCAAGCAGCUCUUGCCGCGCAUUCAGCCGGGCGGGCGGAUCGGAGGCGGAGAGGAGGAGGAGAGCUCUCCCCAGCGCUGAAAAGGUGUUACCCCUUUCCCCCUUCCAGAGCCGGGCGGGAGGGGGUCCCUGAGGGUGGGGGCACCCUCAGGGCACUAUAGUGCCAGGAAAACGAGUAUGUUUUCCUGGCACUAUAGUGGUCCUUUAAAUAGAGCUAAUUCAGGCUGGGCGGGAUUGACACUUGUAGGCGUUGCUAACUCCGCCCAGUGCCUAGAAGUGUCAGGUGUAUUAAAUAGAGCUAAUUCAGGCUGGGCGGGAUUGACACUUGUAGGCGUUGCUAACUCCGCCCAGUGCCUAGAAGUGUCAGGUGUAUUAAAUAGACAGAGCCAAUUCCCUGCUGGGUGGGAUUGACACUUGUAGACUGUGAUGAGACCAAUCUCGCCACUGUGCAUUGGAGGAGCCUGGUUGCCUGCCUGCUGCCUUUUGACUAUGGACCGGCAUUUAAAUACUUUAUUUUCCUAUGCAGAAAGGUCUAUUCAUGUAUUUCUGCCCGGGCGUUCGGUAGAUUUUAUCUACCGAACAAACAGCCGUCUAUUGGCCUCCCAGGAGCCGCGGUUAGCUGGCAGGCGCCGUUAAUUGGCCGCCCAGAAGCCGGCGUGUGCCGUCAAUUGACCGCAACUUAAUUGACUAUACCGUGUAGCCGCUGCUACGCAUACUGAACACUGGAUGGCAGCAGUCUGCAGUUCACACGUGGCCGGUUCAUUCACGGAUUUACUGAAUGAACUCAUUUAACCCAGAUAGCUAUGCCAUGGAGCCUAUUCGUGUAAUAAAAGACUUUGGCUCAAUGGCAAUUGAACUGUAUGUGUGUGCUCUGAGCGCCAUUCAGUAUUAAUGUGCGCUCAGACCUAAACAAUCUGGGGAAAUGUUGCAUGUCUGUAUUUUAUGUAAUAAAUGUAACCUUGUGUAUUUUAUUGUAUUUUACUGUCUUUUUACGGCCAUGUGCUUAAUGGAGUUUUGCCUCUGUCCUUGGAGAUAAUUUGAUUACUUCCCAAUUAUCUCCAGGAGAGGAGGGAUUGUGAUGUCACUGUGGGAGUGUUUGACUGUGUUGUAUGUGAUUGGCUACUGUAUCCUUUUGGUCACAGUCUUCCAUCUGGUCCCCAGGUGGGAGACCUGCAUAAAUACUGGGCAGGUAGCCCUGAAUAAACCAGACCACUGCUUGACCCCCUCAACACGGAGCUCUGUCUCAUCUUUGGGGGGAUUUACUGUAUGCUGUUAGAGACUGAUUGCCAGGAGUGUAAGCCACUUGGGUGCUUUUCCUGUUCGUCUGCUAGCAGCUAUUCGUGAGGUUUCAGUUCGGGAGUUUGGUGUUCUGCGGUAGCUGUGCCUGUGAAGAUCUUUAUCUAAACGGCGGUUUAACCACUUUUAUGCCUUGGAAUGCCGUUACCUAGACGCUGCUAACUCCGCUCAGUGCGUUGAAGUGUCAGGUGUAUUAAAUAGACAGAGCCAAUUCCUGGCUGGGCGGGAUUGACACUUGUAGACGUUGCUAACUCCGCCCAGUGCGUUGGAGUGUCAGGUGUAUUAAAUAGAGCCAACUCCGGGGUUGGAGUUUCACUGGAAUACCAACACAGUAAAAAUUUGUAUUUCAUAAAGAUUCUAUCUCUUUAAAUACUCAUGAUUUCAGCGGGGGUGACCGUGUAGCUUUAAUUUCAAAUUACAGGGUUUUUUAAAGUAGUAAAUAGGUGUGUGUGUGUGUGUGUGUUCGUUCUGUUUUUAAAAAAACUUUUUUUAAAUGGGAUGUAGGCAUUCCAGCAUAAAACCUCUUUUUAUUUAUUAUAAAGAUAAAGCAGGCUUCAAAGCACUUGGCUGCUUGGGUGAAAACCCUUUUUGCCCUGACAUAUCGAUAGAUCCCUGAUUGACGUUAGUCCUGUGUCCAUGGUGUGGUGGUCGCUUUAGAAUCUGAUGUUAAAUGUGGGAACCCCUUCAAUGAUUUCGGAGGAAUGCUUCCUAGUCAACCCAGUCAGUGUCAUUUGCUAACUAUUUUAUUAAAUUAUAACUGACCUGCAUCAGCAACUGUCCAGUUUAUCUACCUCGUUUGUCAACUACAAUGUUUUAACGGAUCGCCUGGCACCCAGACUGGGUACCUCCGUUAUUGGAUGCUCCUAGUGCUUCCCGAGGGCUCCAAGCACUCCAGCCAACACCAUAACCACCAUAGACUCCUAAGAAUGGGACAAGCUCUUAAAAGAGCUUAGUAGUGAUUUAGCAAGACAGUAUGCCUAGAAUAGCAAUCCCUUGUAGUAAUAUCGCAAUUCCCCCAAUAAGAGACAGGGCUCUAGAUUGAGGGUGAAGAAGAACUGAAGCUUUUAAUCAGACACUCUGCUUUUAUGCACAUUUUGUACACAUAGUACUGCCCACAGGGUUUUGCAAAACAACCAAUCAACACGUACAAUACUCUUAGACACUCCCAGCAAUUACACACAAAAUCCUCCCCUCUGCCUGUGAUACAAUUAUCUCAACACAAUAGACUAACUUAAUUAUCACAGGCAGAAAAUAUACAGUUUUUACAAAAUAUUAAUAACUUCCAAAAUAUACAUGCCAUUCACAUACAUACAUACAUACAUACAUACAUUUACAGAAUCAGCAUACUUUAAACAUAAACAUACUCAAAAAUCAUACAAAUCCCUCCAGUAUUUAAAAAGUUAACUGGGAGUCCUUUAUAAACGACCGCACACACAUUUUCAUGCCCAAAAGUGUUCCAUAAAUUUGGGCUGUGCGGUCUGUCAAUUUUACACUGAGAAAAUGACUAAGUCCCAUUCGAACAAGCGUUCGAAUCUUCAAACGGGACUUCGUCUCCAGCCGCAGUGUCGAAGUAGAGUAGAAGGUACGGGUCAGCAGUGUUCGUGCAAUUGGGUAGCCGAAAACUGUUCCAUAGAUUUGGCUGCACACACCGCGUUCGAAUGAGUUAAAAUGGCCGCGGCCACUUCGACUACUUAGGCUGUAUCCGAAGUGCCAAUUUAAAGUUGCAAUACUGCUCCGAAGUAAUUAAAAACAAUCAGUUCCUUAACCCCUUAAGGACACAUGACAUGAAGUUUGGUCCUUAAGGGGUUAAAGGACAAUACAUCCUAGGGCCAUAGUCACAGGGCAGGAGGCUGGCAAACAGGCCCCUCCAAAAAACAGUGGCGAGGUCACUUUUGCCACAAAUGUCAUUCGCCUUCGUCCGUCACUGGGCAAGUUAUCUCCUUGACCGUUUUUUGAGAGUGAUAUAAUUGACCGUAGGAUUUUUAUUUAUGAAAGUACCGUAAAGGAACACUAACAUUAAGGAUACAAACAUGUUUUCUAACACUACUAGACCAGCUAUUUAGAUUAUUGAACCCUCCCCUGUAUCCAUUGAAUAAAGAGAUUUACUAACCUUAUAUACCCCACUGUGCCGAAGGAGGCGGGCGAGCCUGGGCUUAAGAUUUACUGCAUUUAUAUAAUUCUUAAAAAUCUUCAUAUUGACAGCAAAUGAGCCAACAUGGGUUUCAGACCAUGAACAAAUAGAUGACCUUUGAUCCUAAUAUUUCCUUUUCUUUGACAGAAAAAAAAGAAAAGACUUCCGCCAAACCGAAGGACCCUCCACCCUUUGAAGGCACCGAGGUAAGCCAGAAGGCCAUGUCCAGGGCUGCCUUUCGAAAUGGGAACGCAAAAAUAUGCCCAUGAGUUCUGUUUUGUUAAUACUUUUUGGCACACGGCUGUCAUGUACCUGGGUCUUGACAUGGUCUCACUGCCCAUUUCACUGUUUACAUUAUUUUAUUCUAUCCCAUCAUUCAGCAUCAUAAGAUGGAGCAUCUAAAUGCCAAGGAAAUUGACGAGAAGUUGAAAUGUCAGACCAUCAACUUUUUUUGACUUGACUAAACAAAUCGAUCUUGCCAUAACCAUUUAUUUAAUUUUCCCCAGAUUGACGAAAUCGCUAAUAUUAACGAUAUGGAUGAAUACAUAGAACUUUUGUAUGAAGAUAUUGCCGAUAAAGUCCGAGGUUCAGCAUUGAUCCUGCAGUUGGCGCGUAACCCUGACAAUCUGGAAGAAUUGCUGCAUAAUGGUAAUUUAAUGUCAGUCUGCUCAGAUUAUGUACAUUCAUGUUCUCAAUACGUUGGGUGUACUCUGUUAUGGAAAAGGCACGGUCUUUUCUUUAGAAUUAAUACAAUUGGAAAAAACAUUGAGCUGCAUUGGGAAGUCUGUGAUUGGACAGCCACAGAAAGUUUGGGUGGGAUCAGAAGGGGAGGGCUUGCAAUCGCAGAAGAGAACGGAAAUUUUUUAAACACUGUGAGGCUGCAGAGGAGACACACAGCCUGGUGCCACUCGAAGUGCCCACUCAGGUCAAUGCGGCUGUGAUAGCUCUGUGUGAUUGCAAGUUAGGCUGUGCAGCAGUUGGUCAGAUAACAGUAGAGUCUAAGCCAACAUGGCUGCUCAGGCACAUAAUGUGACAUUUUAUAGAAAAAAAAAUAUAUAAAAAAGUCCAUGUAUUUCCUUUAAAAUAAUCAUUAGGUUUCUUUAAAUGUACUAGUUUUUUUAUAAAACAAGAAGUUAAAAUGUGAUGCCCGUUGUUGUGUAAUAUCAAGUUUUGACUUUAUUGUGUGUUUAUAUUGUAACCAUGACAUUGUUUUUUGUUUUGUGUCAUACAGAGACCGCACUGGGUGCGUUGGCCAGAGUACUGCGAGAAGACUGGAAGCAGAGCGUGGAGCUCGCAACCAACAUCAUUUAUAUCUACUUCUGUUUCUCCAGGUAAGAUUCCGCAACCUCCCUAAAUGUCAGUCGUAAAACGCGCCGGCCCCAACACUCUAUAAACCUGGCAAAGCAACAGAAUGUGGGAACGGAGGCUGAAAGAAAUGGUGACGCUCCUUUACCAUAGAUAUACAAACACAAGACUGAUCCAUAUGUCAUGUAGAUCCAAUCACAACCAAGUGUCUGCUUCAAUAACCCUUAAAGUAACCGGAAAAAACCUACAGGGUCCUUCGUUAUAAAACUGCAUGGCAAAAAAACAUUGAUUGACGACACUCUUUAAAAAGCAAUGAAGGAUUUCCAUAGUACAUAAAAACACACAUAAAAUCUGUCAUAUCCUCUCACACCGUGCUUCAUCUGUAUCUAACUUUACCUGGGCUGUCAGAAACCAAACAUACCUCGGUUUAUAUAAGGCAAGCGAUCUGAUCCAGAUAUUUGUCCUGCGUUCUCACCUUACCCGGGUAAAUACAGAUAUAAACACAUAGACCUCGGUUUAUAUAAGGCAAGUAUCUUCCAGAUAUUUGUCCUGGCGCUCUCCUGCCCGGAUAUAAACACAUAGACCUCGGUUUAUAUGGGCGAUCUGAUCCAGAUAUUUGUGCCUCCCACUUACCUGCAAAUGAUAUAAACACAUAGACCUCGGUUUAUAUAAGGCAAGCUUUCCAGAUAUUUGUCCUGCUUCCCACCUUACCCGUAAAUACAGAUAUAAACACAUAGACCUCGGGUUUAUAUAAGGCAAGCUGAUCUGAUCCAGAUAUUUUGUCCCGCGCUCACCUUACCUGGGUAAAUACAGAUAUAAACACAUAGACCUCGGUUUAUAUAAGGCAAGCGAUCUGAUCCAGAUAUUUGUCCUGCGUUCUCACCUUACCCGGUAAAUACAGAUAUAAACACAUAGACCUCGGUUUAUAUAAGGCAAGCGAUCUGAUCCAGAUAUUUGUCCUGCGUUCUCACCUUACCCGGGUAAAUACAGAUAUAAACACAUAGACCUCGUUUUAUAUAAGGCAAGCGAUCUGAUCCAGAUAUUUGUCCUGCGUUCUCACCUUACCCGGGUAAAUACAGAUAUAAACACAUAGACCUCGGUUUAUAUAAGGCAAGCGAUCUGAUCCAGAUAUUUGUCCUGCGUUCUCACCUUACCCGGGUAAAUACAGAUAUAAACACAUAGACCUCGUUUUAUAUAAGGCAAGCGAUCUGAUCCAGAUAUUUGUCCUGCGUUCUCACCUUACCCGGGUAAAUACAGAUAUAAACACAUAGACCUCGGUUUAUAUAAGGCAAGCGAUCUGAUCCAGAUAUUUGUCCUGCGUUCUCACCUUACCCGGGUAAAUACAGAUAUAAACACAUAGACCUCGGUUUAUAUAAGGCAAGCGAUCUGAUCCAGAUAUUUGUCCUGCGUUCUCACCUUACCCGGGUAAAUACAGAUAUAAACACAUAGACCUCGGUUUAUAUAAGGCAAGCGAUCUGAUCCAGAUAUUUGUCCUGCGUUCUCACCUUACCCGGUAAAUACAGAUAUAAACACAUAGACCUCGGUUUAUAUAAGGCAAGCGAUCUGAUCCAGAUAUUUGUCCUGCGUUCUCACCUUACCCGGGUAAAUACAGAUAUAAACACAUAGACCUCGGUUUAUAUAAGGCAAGCGAUCUGAUCCAGAUAUUUGUCCUGCGUUCUCACCUUACCCGGGUAAAUACAGAUAUAAACACAUAGACCUCGGUUUAAUAAACUCUCCAAAUGAUUUAUCUACACAAAUUCCUAUAGACUUCAUUUGGUAAUUCUGUAGAUAAACCAUUUGGAAAGCUUCCUAUUUGUGAGAAAUAGAUGACUGAAUACCAAAUAAUAUAUAAAUGUACGCAUUUCCACUCUCCACUAGCCUUUGGUGAGUGAACUCUUACCCCUUGUAGGUGUGCCACUGACCGUCCAGUAACUUUUAAGGCCAAUGUUGGCUAAUUAAUGAGACACAAUGAAAUUUAACGUUAAUUUUAUAUUCUAGUCUAAAAUAGGCAAAUGGAAAUGGUUCUUCUCACUUGAACUGAAUAAUCAUUAAUAAAAAGGGAUGUAGUGAAGCAGCGCGUUCUGUGUCCUCGAAUCUGUAAAUUGUUGAGGUAGUAUGCAAGAAAAGAGGAUAACAAUGGAAUCUAGUGCAGUAUCUUUGGAAACUGAUGAAUUCAAUUGAGUAACACCUACAAUUUCCUGGAGUUUAUGAUCCUCUCCAGAUGUAUGCGCGUGGGUGGUAUAAUAUCCACGUGUUGAUUGUCCCGAUCCUUACAGGAAGAUUCUCCAGGCCAAUCAGUUACUCUUCAUGUCAAGCGGUAAGGAAUCUUUUCUCCCAAUGUGCAGCGUUAUGGCAUUAAGAAUUCACUAGCAUAUAGGAUAAAAAUAAAACAGAAUAUAGUGCUCUCUGUGCAGCUGAGAUAAAAGUAAUAAAAGGAAUGCUCAAUCCCAUACAGCGUAGGCAGUAUCUUCCCCACCAAGGAAAUACAUGUGAAUCCUCCGGUUAAAAUGUUGAAGGAUAAAAUCAGGAAGGUCCAAGUGUAGCCAAAAAAAAAAACUAGUUUAAGACAAAAAUAAAAAAAAUACACAGCAUAAAACGCGUUUCCACAGACGGGGCUUUUUUUUUUUAGGGAAAAAAAACCCACUAUGCACUAUAUUCAGUUUUAUCCUUUUUUUUUUUUUUUUUGCAUACUACUUCAACAAUACACGGAUUUGAGGACUCUUUGAAGGCUUCUUCAAUUGCUGUCUUUUGAGUUUAGAUCCAUGAGCUACCCAAUGCAGGAAGUAACAGGACCGGGUGUAUGACAGUCUGGGGGGUGUAACCAGGUUCAUUUAUAAAAGUGAUUAUUCCUAUUGAAGACUUUUGGUAAAAAGAAAAAAGAUGACACGCAUUUUAAAAAAGCUUUUUAGCCAGAUAACGUACUUUAGGGGUCUGGAGAGUCCCUCUAAUUCUUCAAAAUGUAAGGAGAUUGCUUUCUUUGUGCAAUCGAGAAGCGUUCCAUUGACCACCAGCUGUACUGGUGGCAGAGAGAUGUUUUUUUGUUUUUUUUAAAUGUCACAUCUAUGAAGAAAGAUUAGAAUUUAUAAUUACACUUUAUUUUCCUUCUUAGUUUUUCUCAGUUCCAUGGGUUGAUCACGCAUUAUAAAAUUGGCGCACUCUGCAUGAACAUCAUUGAUCACGAGUUGAAGAGACACGAGCUUUGGCAAGAAGAAUUGUCCAAGAAGAAACGAUCCGAUAUCCUUUGUUUAACAAGAUCAGAGCAUUCAUUUCCUCUCUCCCUGGAAGUCACGCACAGUAGGCUGCACCUAUCGGAAUAUUCUGUUCCCAUAUAAUAUUGGGGGUUAAACUCCUGCUGCAGGAUAGACCCCCUAUAGACCAUAUUGAGGUGCUCCCGAUUGGUGGAGACUAUUCUUGGCCUCUUCCUUCCCUGUUAGCAUCUUAGAAGUUCUGUUUUUGUUCUUCCCCAGUUAAUAGCAUUAUUUUACCACUCUAUAACAUUUUACUCCCCACAUGAAAUGACAUUGCUUAGGGAGGUUUUACAAAAAGACCCUAAAACAAGGCUCUGGGGAAACGUCAAGGAGAAGACUUGCUGGCCUUCCUUGCAGUCUUGUGGCUUGAUGAUUAAAAUGUUAAAUACAUUGCGAGCUGCCUGUAAGCUGUUUAACUUGGGGGAAAUGUGAGAGAAAUGCCGGGUCUUUGUAAUUCUGUGUGUCCAAAAAAUCAUUUUGAAAUCUGCUUCAAACACACUGUGGGUUUUCUUACGUUCCAACGUGCGUACGCUCAUGGGUUAAGAAUCUGUCAAUCUUGCUUGCUGUGUGACAUCUUGACUUGGCCAUGUGUAACUAUGGCUUAUAUUUUACAUUGUUACAUAGUUAUCUAGUCUGGAAAAUAUGCACCUUCAGCAUGGUGAGCCUUUCGCACAUCUUCCCGCUGAUCCAAAAAAAGUGAAAUGCCCAAUUUGAAGAGAUUUCCAUCCUGACCUAAAUCUGGCCAGAAUCUGACACAAUAAAACAUAUCUUUAUUGUUCUCACAGUGAAGAACCCACUCUUCUGCUUUAAGUGAAAUCUCCUUUUUUCCUCCCAAGUGUGAGUGUCCCCGUGUCCUAUUUACAGUUUUAUUAUUGGACAGAUUAGUAGAGAACAUUUUGUAUUGGUCCUGGAUGUAUUUUUCUAAUUUACCAUAUCCCUUUGAGAUAUUUUCAGAUUUUUUUUUAGCCUUUCUUCGUAACUAAAAUCGUCCAUUCCCCUUGUCAAUUUCUGUUCCAGAAUAUCCAUGUUUCAUAUUGGGGUCUUUUAAAUUAUUCAAGAUUAUUUGUUUUUUGUCCUGUGAAUGAAUAUAUAUAUUUUUUCUUUUUCUUUUUUUUUUUUUUAAAAGCUUGGUAAUACCUUGCCUUGGUAACUGCCACCUGAUAUUGCAAAUGUUUUCUCAAUCUCAUGUCAUUCAAGUGGUUAUGGUACCUGAAGUUCCAUUGUUCCUCAUUAAACAUUUUUGAAUAGUUUCACACCAAAUUAGUUUACUAGACUGCACGCAACCCUGCCCCCGCUGGAUCUGUGGCUAAGGAGACAUUCUGCCUCAUGCCAGUAGCCACAGUGAGGGCCCGAUCUGUGGGAGGCCUUGGACCCUCACUCAGAUCUACCCUUUCUCCUAUGUCCUUAACUCUAUAACUGUACAAGUACGUGCACUGUGUAUGCAUGCCAAGUAAGACCCCCUCUGACUAGAUGGAUAUAUGAGAACCUUUGGCUACGUUCAUUUACGGUAAAAUCUGAGUAGAUCUAAUAGUAAUGCUAGCUAGCCGACGGACGGCAGUCUCUUAACCACCAUUCACAUACUCAUCUAGAACUAUGUAAUCACAGAACCAAUUCUCCUUAACUGAUCUGAUCACUUGAUGAUGAACCGGAUAAUCAGACUUUGAAAAAGGAAUAUGAGAAGACUUAUAAGAAAUACCAAGGGUUACUUGUUAAACAAGAACAGCUUCUACGAGGUGAGCUCCUCUUUACGUGGAAUCAUUUUCUGCACUAGUGGGAUUUUUCCUUAAUGUAUACUUUGCUGGUGGUAAUAAUGCCUUGCAAUUCUCUACACAGCCCCCGUGCAUUGCGGGAGCUUUAUACUUACUCACCCCAAUAAGUACUUGGAGGGGCACUCCAAUCCCCAAAUACAAAAUUAACAAAGAUCACUGUUUAGUAAAUAUUCCUGAAAUGAAGACUUAUUAUACAUUUUGUCAUUGGGAUAUAUCUACCAACAGUUUAUAAUACCUGUAGAUCUCUUGUCUGCAGCCUUUGCAAGCCCUCCCUUUCUAACCCCGCCCAGACUUUCUGUGGCUGUCCAAUCACAGACUUCCCAAUGCAGCUCAAUGAGAAGUCUUUGCAAGGCAGGAGCUCUGCUGCCUCUUAAGGUUUGCUUCACUGAGCUAAACUGUAGCGGAGAUGCAAUAUUACCCAGGUUAUCUCCGCUUAUAAUCCAAGUGAGGCUCAGGAACAAGUAAAUAGUCAAUCCACAGGCAAGGCUUCCAGCAGGUAAAAUACAGCAAUAUCCCCACAGCAAUCCCAAUAACUGGACGACACACAGUUUCAGGAGCAGAACUGAAAGCUUUAAUCCACAGUCUCCUUUUAAAGCCUGCUCCCAUGCAAGGGAGGGAUUUACACUCAUUAUUACAGUAGCCAAUCCUGUCCUGGUAACCUCCCACACAUCUCCUCCCCUCAGCCAGCAUCAUAAUCCCCUUAUCCAGUACAGUAAUUCCCCCCGUUUCUGGAUGUACCCCUAAACGUAGGGGUACCUCUUUAAAUCCUACAUCCCCGGAUACCCCUGAUCUGGGUGAACAACAUAUCCAAAAAUCACCCAGAUCAGACCAGGGGUUCGGGAAAUGUAUGGAGGGAAUAAAAUGACCGACCGCACUAACUGAGAUAGCCGAAUAAGGUUCCAUGCGAAUGGGCCCUGCGGUCGGUCCUGGCAUAAGGGAAUAAAAUACACGAAAGCCUCUAGCUAUAGAGGCUAGGGAGGGUUCGCCUGAAUCCCCUCGUUCGGUUCUUUCUAUCUACCGAACGAGGGGCCGUUCGGUAGUUAGGAACCGAACGGACCGGGCUUGUGGAGGUCUCAGCGGUGUUCGCCUACUCGAGUGUCCGAUUUGAGUUCCAGACACUCGACGGCAAAACACUGCUGUUCGGGAGUUUUAAAAUGGCCGCCGCCACGUGUUCGUUUGUCGAAUGGCGGCCACCCCCGAGAACAAAGGACGGCUACUUACUAGGCAAUUACCCGUUCGCAACAAUGUUGCAAUGGGUAAUUGAGGACACACUUCACACAGGGGGGUCUGGUUGUUCGGUAGUUUCAUUCGAAUGAACUAAGGGAAUAAAACUACCGAACAAUCAGAGGAAUACAGUUCUUUUAAACACAUAGAAAACCAGCAGAUCACACGAAUGCAGUUAUUCAAAAGACAUUUGCAGGACAGCCCAGUGCCAUCCGCUACAUAAACAAACCAGGAAGUAACAGGACUUGUUGUCUGAUUGACAGCCAGUGGGUGUAACCAGGUUCAUUUGUAAAAGUGACAAUUUCUAUUGAAAUCUGCACUUUUGUAAAAUGAAAAAAUAAGACACACUCUUCACACAUACAGCUUUUCAGCAAGUAACUUGCUUUAGGGGUCUGGAGUGUCCAUUUAUAUAGCAUCUGCUGGGUUAAGGGGUCAAAUUAAUUUUUUAAUAAACUUUGUUUGAAGCUUACAGCUUAAAGGACCUCUAUAGUGUCAGAAAAACAAACCCUUUUUCCUGACACCAUAUAAUCCUUAGGGGGGGUCCCCCUCCCUUAGGGGAUAAAACCCCUUCAGCCACUUAUCUGAAUCCAGUGCCGGGCUCCCUCUGCGCUGAUAACCUCUCCUCCCCCUCCGACGUCAGCUCCCGACUGGAGCUGAAUGCGCAUGCACGGCCAGAGCAGCGCACUCGCAUUAAAAACGCCCAUAGGAAAGCAACGCCCAUAGGAAAGCAUUACUCCUACUCUGCUUUCCUAUGAACGUUAUGCGUUCUCAAUGCGAUUUUUGCAUUGAGUGCCGCGAAAGCGCCUCUAGCGGCUGUCAGUGAGACAGCUACUAGAGGCUGGAUUAACCCUCAGUGAAACAUAGCGGCUUCUUUAAAACCGCUAUGUUUUCAGCUGCAGGGUUAACACUAGAGGGACCAGGCACCCAGACCACUUCAUUGAGCUGAAGUGGUCUGGGUGACUAUAGUGGUCCUUUAAUGAACGGUAUACAACUUAAUUUAGUUGUACUGUUGUCUAUAGCCUGUCCCUGACACCAUUUUUUUUUUUUUUUAGAGAAAAGGCAGUGUUUACAUUUCUGCCUAGGAAGACCUCUAGUGGCAACGUAUCAAACAGCAACUAGAGGUGCUUCCUGGAGCUGUGCUGCACACUGUGCUUGAAGGCGCUAUACUUUCCUCAUAGAGAUACAUUGAUUCAAUACAUCUCUAUGAGAAGAUUCUGUGUGGCCAGGGUGGAGUUUGGCUCCACCCCUUCUCCUUGGAAGCCAAGAGGCAUAUCGGGGGAGGAGCCAGUGCGGUGCUUGAAAUAAGGUGAGUUUGGAGUUAUUGGGAUGGUUGUCUAGAUGGAGGUCAGGAAUACACAUUAGUGUUCCUUUAAGUUCUAUGAUGCAUUAUAAAGGAAGGUUAUUUUCAAUGUAGAGUCUGUUUUUUUUUUUUGCGGGGUUGUCUUUAUCUUUCCCAAAGUGCAAAUAAUAUGCUGUAAGAUCCCUUCUAUUGCCCUCUAUAGUGGCCCUGUAUCUGUUGCUGAACCUGGCGGAGGACACUCGCACGGAAUUAAAGAUGAGAAAUAAGAACAUUGUACACAUGCUAGUCAAGGCUCUGGACAGGGAGAACUUUGAACUUCUCAUACUCGUGGUCUCCUUUCUGAAGAAACUCAGCAUAUUUCUAGAGAACAAGAAUGAUAUGGUGAGAUUACUGGAUGGGAGAAUGGUCAUUAGCUGGGGUUCAUUUACCACCACUUCGUUCAGUCAAAUGUAAAUUGCUGUGUUUAAAAAAGCCUGAAAAUGUGUUUUUUAAAGGAAUUGUGUUUCCAUACAACAAUAAUCACACAAGGAUGAUGCUGCUGUUUCUAGCAGCAAUUUCUACCAAAUAUUAGUUGAAAUUUGAAAUUGCGACACUGUAUGCAAUAAAGGAAGUUUAAACAGGAGAUCUCUCUCAACAGGAAGUGUAUAGGGUGGCUGUGUGAUUGACAGCCAGGAGAGGUGUGGCUAGAGCUUUAUAAAGUGAUUUAACUCCUAAAUGGCAGAGAAUUGGGCAGUGAGACUGCAGGGGCAUAAUCUAUACACCAAAACGGCUUCAUUAAGCUAAUGUUUUUUUUGUGUGCCUAUAAUGUCUGUUUAAUUCCAUGAAUGCACCUGUAACUGUAACUUCUUAAUACUAUCCCCUUUCUGAUACAUCCCCAAAUCCAUUUUUAGACUCCUCUCACAUAGUAGAGAUUUGAAUCUGUUUGAUAGUAAGAGAACUGACAUUGAAUGAAUGUCCUCAUGGCAUUGGUUUCACAGUACGACAUACUGUAAAAACUUGUGACAUUUUACAUUCUAACUUUCUUGAAAUAGUAUCGAAUUUAUCAUAAACCAUAUAUUUCAUUGCAUACAUACUUACUGUAACAGCCUGCUGGUUCUCCGGCUCAGGACCCACGUCACUUCUUCUUGGGGGGCGCUCAAAGUAUUCGAGGCGAAAUAUAGCUAAUGAUUCUAGCCUACACCCCACACCAUGAGUCGAACACAUGCAGGGGCUAAACAGAACUGCCUUUAUUGCAUACAGUAAGGUAGUUUACAGUAAAUACGGUUCUCCAUCAAGUCCCAUAAUUCCUUGUUUUUCUUGCUGAAAUCAACCCUUAUCCCCACCAAAACACUCAGCUCCAAUGUGUCCAUAUAAUUUAAAUAAUGAAGGCACCUUGUAAUAUGCAACCCCGGGUCCGUGACACUUACCUCCUGCCCAGCGUCUCCACCAGACCAGGCUUUCUGCUCAUGGUUUCCUGCUUCGUUACUAGCCAGUUGGCCGGCAUGUGGACACUUCCCCCAAGCAGGACUAACUUUGUUGAGUUUAUGGCUAAAUGUAUUCAAUUUGUCAAAUUUGUUUAAUUUUUGUUUUUUUAUGUUUUGCCAUUUCUUGUGGCCAACAUAGCGAAUUUCUGUGUAUUUCCCCACAUAGUGUUAGUAUUAACCAUGACGGGUACAUGUACUAUGUGGAUGGCAAUAUUUGAAUAAGUAAAGCACUUUAGGGAGAGCCCACCUUCCUUCCUCCUUUCUCAAUGAGCUGUAUUACUAGUCAGCUUUGGAAAGAAGCUAUUGCAUGCAUAAUACGCAGUCUCUGGUAAAGGGGGGACGGGGGACGUUUUUUUUUACCCCAUAAAAAACAUGCGGGGGAAAAUGAAUUCUAAGGGGUGUUCCUGUAAAUCCCCCCCUGCCCCCCUCUCUAAUGGAAUAUCUGCUCCAUCCCUUCUAUAAACCAAAGAUACUCUUACAACAGCGACACUGCUUCAUAAAUCCUUCUUUUUAGUUUUUCACUCUGUUGGUAUUUUUAGAUUUGAUUUAGUCCUCAAUUAAAGUACUGCGUGAAACAUUUUAUUUUAUUAUUAUUAUUCUAACGAUAUAUGCAUGUGCCAUGUUUUUAUUGUUGGACGUUGAUCCCCUACCAAGGUGAUACCGUUGCUAUUAAUUUUCGUAGCGUGUCCUGGACUCCAGAUGUCCUUUAUCCAUCUGGCUUUGUCCGCUCCAAUGAUUUUAUUAGCGUAUUAUAAACCAACAUAAUAUGAGAUUAUUCUAAAGUCGCUGAUUUUAUAUUAAAUAUGUCUUAGCACACCACGCUCUUCUAUUGGAAUUUGUAUUGCACGCAUUCUUGGGAUAUUAUUAUUUUUUUUAUAUAUAUUCAUAUUCUGUGAACAUGAAGUUGGCUUAUCGGUUUGCAAGCCGCAUGUGUUCCAAGAAUUUACAAUAAUUCGUCUUACAUGGGAUUUUUUGUUUAUAGUAGUAGAUACAUAGAUAACUAUGUUUUGAUGUGAACUUCAUAGCGUAAUGUCAGUAUGAACCGAAAUAUGUAUAAAAUCAGGUGAUAAAAAGGAGCGAAUAUUAAAUGGAGCUCUCAAGGCAUCCAGACCACGUCCGGGGCUUUAAAUAAAAUCAAUGGGGGCUCUAAUGAUCAAUGCUUCUAAACAAGAGGAAACAUUCGUGAGUAAUAUUGUAAAUGGUAAAAUAUAUCUGUUUACAGUGUUUCAGGAUUGUUCCAUCUUUUGGAUGAGGGACCUAUAUAAAACCCCACAGACCGGAUGAAGGAAGAUAAGAACCAUUUGGCCCAUCUAGUCUGCCCAAAACCUCUGACACCCAUCCUACUUCUCUUCAGAUAAUAAGAUUUUUCUUGUUCUGUGACACAUUGGUAAUUCAGAAGGCACGUCCCCUGCCAAGCUUCUACCUAAGUUUAGCCAUUAUCAGCUACACAUUACCGAUGAGGGUCAAACGCCAAAUAUGCACAGAAUGAACAUAAUAUUCCAGACUGGCUAACGCACCUCCUUUAACUUUCUACUUUAACUCUUUUUAUGUGCAAUAUGUCAAACUGAAACCGUGCAAGCGCUAUGACCGUGGUCACGGUGCUGUAAGUAACCCUUGCAAAUCGUGAAAAACCUUGUACUUACUUGUGAAAGGUAAGUGAGUCGGUUAAGGGAUUAACAUUGCCCUCUCAGUAACGACAAACCAAAAUCUGUGUCUGUAAAUUUGUGGCACUGUAACAUCGAAUUUAAUAUUGCUGGUAACCAUAGAAAAUCCAUUGCCGGCAUUUCUGUGUCCUUCUCUCGGAAUGAAGGAAUUCCUGUCUAGAGAUUUUAUGUUUCAGUAUGAAGUUUGUUGUUUGAGUUAUGAUUUUUUUAAUUUUUUUUUAUUGUCCCCAGGCUGAAAUGAAUAUCAUUGAAAAACUGUCCCAAAUGGUGCCUUGCGAACACGAGGAUUUGCUGAACAUCACCCUGCGACUUCUUCUCAAUCUGUCGUUUGACACAGGCUUGCGAAACAAGAUGGUGCAGGCAGGACUUCUUCCCAAGCUCACCGUACUCUUAGGUACUAUUGUGAUUUGUCUGAGAUUGGACGGAUUUCAUAAAUGCAUGUCUCACUCUAAAGGGGAACGUCACUUUAUUAAUAUUUUAUUGGCUUGCGACCUGUAAUUGGCCAAAUAUUUGUGUGAUCGGAGAAAGAAAUCAACAGCUCUUUAUCCUGCAAGUGGGUGCGUCCAUCGUGGCCCCCUGUUGGUGGAACUUAGCCCGACCUGGGACACUGCACCCAGACCACGUCAAUGAGCUGAACUGGUCUGGGUCCAUAAAGUGUGUCCCUUUAGUUGCUAAAUACUUAAUAUAAAUUACAAAAAAAUAUAUGAAAAAAGGUUAACACAAGCCUUAGAGGGGAUUUUUAUGUAGUGUUUAUUUUUUCUUUAAAUGUGAUCUAUUAAUUGGUGGCAUUUCUAUAAAAAAGUGUGUGUUCCCUUUUAACUUUCCUUACUGAUAUGUGAAGCCUUGCUCAUUGUGACUGGAAUUCACCAGGAGCAAACUGUCAAUCAUAUUAUCACCUCGUUGUUCCCUUAUCCCCCUCAUAGAUUUUUGCCUAAAUUACAACACGUAGUAGGGGAAGUUAUGUCUGAAAGCGACCGUACUUUCCAUUUUUCUUUAAAAUGUCUUUUGGUGAUUUGCCGUAUUUACCAUUAUAUUGUAGGGUCUGACAUACAAUGCCCCACGGUACCAUUUCAGCCUUAAUAAUUAGUGAAAGGGGCAGUCCAAGUCGGAAGUAAACCUGCAUUGUUAAAUGCAUUGUAUAGAUAGUGUUUAAAAAAUAAAACAAAAUAGCUCCCUUUUGUGCAUACCUCCACCCACCUCUCUGGGUUUAGCGACGAUGUCCCUCGGCGCUGGCUCUGGUCCACAUCUGCUCCACUAGGGAGACUUAAUGCGCAUGCACGGCAAUAGCCACGAUCGCAUGCCGAUUUCCACAUAGGAAAGCAUUAUACAAAAGUCGCCUAACAGCCUGGAAGUCCCUUUAGAGCAGGGGUUCUCAACCUAGUCCUCAAGGACCCCCUACCAGUCCAGGAUUUAGGGAGUACCUGGGUGUGUCUAAGGUGUUUUUAUUUUUUAUUUUUUCUUCCUAAACACCUUAGACACACCCAGGUAAUCCCUUAUUCCUAGACUAGUAGGGAGUUCUUGAGGACUGGGUUGAGAACCCCUGCUCUAGUGGCUAUAAAGAAACUGCAAUAAUAAGCUUUGCAGGGUUAAGGGUUCUGGGACAACGCACCCAGACACCUUCAAUGAGUAGAAAUGGUCUGCGUGCCUCUAGAGUCACUUAUUACAUUUUAACAACCUGGAAUUAAAAUCGAAUUAAAGUGAGGGGUGCAGCUGGCUAGCAUUGCCUCAAAUCUGCACAGGGCAAUUAUUUGUCUCUGCCUAUGAAAGAUGUUAGGAGAACUACAGCUCCCAAGAACCUUUGCUGUGCAAAAUUAUUAAAUAAAUCUCACUUUUUAAAAUUGCGGCUCACAGUGACAUCUGCUGCUUAAUUUGAAUAUUGCAGACGAUUAAUCAAAGUGGUGCGUUUAUCUUUAACAUUAAAUCCGGUUUAUGAAUAACACAGCAGAGUUUUGCACAUAGUUGAAAACUUGUUAAAAUGUAUUAAUUUCCGAUAUCUUGGUUUAGUAGACAGCCGUUUAUAGACAGGGAGAUUACAUUCUGAAUGUACUCAGUGGUUUAAAACAGCUGUUCAUACCUUAAACACAGAUUUUGCAGUGAAUUUAAAAAUUUGGCCAAAAAAGUGAAUAAAUAGCUGAUUUGAAUAAAUUCUCCGGCUCGAGUAUAGCAAACAUUGUGGCUGUUUCCUCCUGAAUUUGGUUUCUUACUGCCUCACUGUUUAAACUUAGAAUGUAUUCAUGUACAUGUUUCUAAAACCUUUUAGAACAUUCUCGUUCUACUCGCCUUGCGAUGGUAGUAAUUACAAUGAAACAGCUCCGUAGCGCGAUGAAUACCUGGCCCACAGGUUGCUGUCCUAGGGGAUACAGAACUGAUAAAACCUUCCAUUAGACCGAAGGCCGGAUAGAGACUAGGACAGGAAACCAACGUCCGACAAGAGAUGUGAAAAGUAACUUCUGGAAGACAAGAAGAAUAAGAUUCAUUAUGGACGUCUGAUGUCUGAAAUGAAGCAGAAUAAUGUAACUAUUUCUGCCGCCCACCAUUUAAACAGAUGGUUAGCACUGUCUGGCCAGGAAUCCAAUACGUUUACUAUGAAGUCUGAGGCCGACAGUAACCGUGAUGUUUCACCGUUAGGACUUCUGAUGAAUAUCCUUCUUGGUUUUAUGUUGAAUUUGGCACUAUAAACAUUCCAUCUCAUUUAAGUGGUUAUAGUGCCUGGAGUCCAAUAGCACUGACUCUCAAUUAAGUAUUAAACUAUUCCAUUUUAUUGAAGUGGUUAUAGUGCCUGAAGUGCCCUGGCACUACCCCUCCAUUCACUAUUAGAGCAUUUUUGAGCAGUCGUACACUGAACGAGAGUCCUUGCUUUCCAUUGCUCUGCCCCCACUGGAGGUAUGACCACACACUCCAUCAUCAGACUGGGCACUGUCUGUCAAUCACCCCUAGUCAGACUAAUGAAUUUCUCAGUUUGACUUCUUACAUGGAGUCCGACAAGUGCUGCUUCCAACCUCCGCUACUUGCGACAGCCAGAUUGUACUGGCUGAGAGUGAUCACUGCUGGGCUAUUGGAAAUACCUGCUGAGGAGUUUUCAGCUUUCUUGUGACUAGAAUGGAGGUGGGCAGACCAAAGGUUAAAAGUCAAACUUUUUGACUACUUAAAUGGUGGGAUGCCAAGACUCUUUUUGCACCAGAACCAGUACAGCGCACUUUAGUGAUCAUAGUACUUUAAGUGUUCGGUUUAAAAAUAAAUAAAACUACAAACCGAACUUAAAAUGUGCGAUACAAGACCCAAAGCUUGUGAAUAUCUCUUCUGUCCAAAGUAUAGAUGGCAGCUGGAAAAUCCCAGAUUGAAUACACCAGAUUUAAAGCGGACUGUCGCUGCUGGUGAGGUGUAGAACCUAUAGUAGACAUGGUGGCGUUCCCAGAGUGCGGACACUUAGUUGACCUGCGAGUGGAAGAAGCCAUUAUUGGGCUUGAAUGAAAGAAAUCGCUCGGACAGUGGGAAGAUUUAGCACGAUUCUUUCAGUUCACUUGCAAAUGGCAUUGAAGUCAAUGUCUUGGUAGUGCAUGAAAUUUGGAAUAAGGAAGGGGAAGGGCUGUCUUUUUGUUGUUUUUGUGGGGGUGGAGGAUGAUAAAUAUUUUCAUGUUGUAUAUGCCAGGUCUAAGAUCUAAAUAUUAUCCUAAUUGGUGUGAAUUUUGCGUAACCUUCUUAUUUCUAAUUACCCAGGCGUGUGCCAAACACAGGUGAUGAUGCUAAACUGCAUCCAUAUUCUCCAAUUUUAUAUAUGCAGCUGGUAGUUAGCCAUAUUUUAAAAUGGAGCUGCUACCCUUACCUCUGCACGAUUUCCAUGACCAAAUCAGUCAUUGACCCAUUAUGCGCCUGGCAUCACUGAGAUAUCUCCCUCACUCUGCCUGGCACAGCGUUAUUACCUUCAUUUACAUAGUGUGCCCUGGCUGUGCCAAUAAAACCAAAUACAUGAAAUUAAUUCAAAAACAAGCUGGAAUUUAAAUAACUCCUUGCACAAACCGUAGAUAUUUUUUAUUGGUUUUUUGGUUUCUGUCCAAAUUUCUCCUGUGCCAGUUCUGCUUUAAUAUAGGCGUGCUUAUACCACGAGCUCUGAUUAAAAAGUCUACAAGGAUCCAGGAGAAAUCCAAUUAAAUGAGAUCCACAGUACACCGUGUGGCAAUCUUCUUUAUUUUUGUCUCCAGAAGAGGCAACCACAGUUAUUCAUACCUUACCAAUCAUACAAAACAGCAAGGUCAUGCGGGGCAAAGUCUCUAACGAGAAGCACAUGUCGUAUCAUAUGAAUGAGCUGGAGUCAUAUCGGCCUUUCUUGAAGUUACUAAUGGCAGUAAAAUUUAUGCUUCCUCCUGAACUCCCAAUUAUGUUCAGGAUUUCUUUGCUGGAGACCUAAACGGCCACAUGUUUUCAAUCGAACCUGUGCGAAAAGUGCCCCGGGAGUCACAGUAUCUUAAAGGAGAGAACUACGUGAAGUAUUACAUUUUGCGCUUGGUUUGUUGGUAAAACCUACCCUUUUAUCAACUUCGGCCAAACAUUCCGUCCGGCUCAGCAAAUCCCUUUAAUCUGAUUUCUUAAUAUUUUUUAGUUAAUAUUCGUUGCCGCAUACACGAGAUGGAGAGAGGCUACCGAGCUAGUUUCAGGAUCCAAGGGAGUCGUAUUAUUCCAAAUAUCAGUAAAUGAUUGUUUUAUAAUGGUUUUAUUUCAGAACCAAUUAAAUUUAAUAGAAAGUUACCUUAUUAGGCUAAAUCACAUUUAAUAAUUUAUUUAACUCUCUUACGUUUUAAUGAUGGUACAAAGAGUACACUGACUGCACUUGAGCGUACCUUGGAACUACAGCUGUUUGUAAAUAUAUGUAUUUAUUGAUAGUUCUGGAAGGGGAUAGGGGAAGCUGAGCCAAUCACUGCACACAGACUGGUUCACAUACCGAGGUCAGGACUUUAUGGGAUAUGAUCACACACCACAGAGCAGAAUGAGAGGCUCCAGGAGGACAGGGCUUUAUGGGAUAAGAUCAGACACCAUAGAGCAGAGUGAGAGGCUCCAGACUGGUUUACAUACCGAGGACAGGGUUUAUGGGAUAAGAUCAGACACCACAAAGCAGAAUGAGACUCCAGACUGGUUCACAUACUGAGGACAGGCAUUUAUGGGAUAUGAUCAGACACCAUAGAGCCGAGUGAGAGGACCCAGGAGGACAGGGCUUUAUGGGAUACGAUCAGACACCAUAGAGCAAAGUGAGAGGCUCCAGACUGGUUUACAUACCGAGGACAGGGCUUGAUGGGAUAAGAUUAGACACAAUAGAGCAGAAUGAGACUCCAGACUGGUUCACAUACCGAGGACAGGGAUUUAUGGGAUAGCAUCAGACACCACAAAGCAGAAUGAGAGGCUCCAGACUGGUUCACAUACCGAGGACAGGUAUUUAUGGGAUAUGAUCAGACACCAUAAAGUAGAAUGAGAGGCUCCAGACUGGUUCACAUACCGAGGACAGGUAUUUAUGGGAUAAGAUCAGACACGACAAAGCAGAAUGAGACUCCAGACUGGUGCACAUACCGAGGACAUGGUUUAUGUGAUAGGAUCAGACACCACAAAGCAGAAUGAGACUCCAGACUGGUUCACAUACCGAGGACAGGGCUUGAUGGGAUAAGAUUAGACACCAUAGAGCAGAAUGAGACUCCAGACUGGUUCACAUACUGAGGACAGAGCUUUAUGGGAUAAGAUCAGACACCAUAGAGCAGAGUGAGAGGACCCAGGAGGACAGGGCUUUAUGGGAUACGAUCAGACACCAUAGAGCAGAGUGAGAGGACCCAGGAGGACAGGGCUUUAUGGGAUACGAUCAGACACCAUAGAGCAGAGUGAGAGGACCCAGGAGGACAGGGCUUUAUGGGAUAAGAUCAGACACCAUAGAGCAGAGUGAGAGGACCCAGGAGGACAGGGCUUUAUGGGAUACGAUCAGACACCAUAGAGCAGAGUGAGAGGAUCCAGGAGGACAGGGCUUUAUGGGAUACGAUCAGACACCAUAGAGCAGAGUGAGAGGCUCCAGACUGGUUUACAUACCGAGGACAGGGCUUGAUGGGAUAAGAUUAGACACCAUAGAGCAGAAUGAGACUCCAGACUGGUUCACAUACCGAGGACAGGGAUUUAUGGGAUAUGAUCAGACACCAUAGAGCAGAAUGAGAGACCCAUGGUGGACAAUGCUUUAUGGGAUAUGAUCAGACACCAUAGAGCAGAAUGAGAGGCUCCAGGAGGACAGGACUUUGGGGGAUAAGAUCAGACAACAUAGAGCCAAGUGAGAGGCUCCAGACUGGUUUACAUACCGAGGACAGGGAUUUAUGGCAUAAGAUCAGACACCAUAGAGCAGAAUUAUUAUUAUUAUUAUUAUGAUAUUUAUAUAGUGCCAUCAAAUUCCGCAGCGCUUUACAAUGGGCGGACGAACAGACACGUAGUUGUAACCAGACAAGUUGGACACACAGGAACAGAGGGGUUGAGGGCCCUGUUCAAUGAGCUUACAUGCCAGAGGGAGUGGGGUAAAAUGACACAAAAAGGUAAGGAUAGUAUUAGACUAGUGACCGUUGCAGAAUGAGACUCCAGACUGGUUCACAUACCGAGGACAGGUAUUUAUGGGAUAAGAUCAGACACCAUAGAGCAGAGUGAGAGGCUCCAGACUGGUUCACAUACCGAGGACAGAGAUUUAUUGGAAAAGAUCAGACACCAUAGAGCAGAGUGAGAGGACCCAGGAGGACAGAGCUUUAUGGGAUAAGAUCAGACACCAUAGAGCAGAGUGAGAGGCUCCAGACUGGUUCACAUACCGAGGACAGAGAUUUAUUGGAUAAGAUCAGACACCAUAGAGCAGAAUGAGACUCCAGACUGGUUCACAUACUGAGGACAGGACUUUAUGGGAUAAGAUAAGACACCAUAGAGCAGAGUGAGAGGACCCAGGAGGACAGGGCUUUAUGGGAUAAGAUCAGACACCGUAGAGCAGAGUGAGAGGACCCAGGAGGACAGAGCUUUAUGGGAUAUGAUCAGACACCAUAGAGCAGAGUGAGAGGCUCCAGACUGGUUUACAUACCGAGGACAGGGCUUGAUGGGAUAAGAUUAGACACCAUAGAGCAGAAUGAGACUCCAGACUGGUUCACAUACCGAGGACAGGGCUUUAUGGGAUAUGAUCAGACACCAUAGAGCAGAAUGAGAGGCUCCAGGAGGACAGGGCUUUAUGGGAUACGAUCAGACACCAUAGAAUAGAGUGAGAGGCCCCAGACUGGUGCUCUGGUAGGGAAUGACCUAUAGCUAUACAACAACUGCUAUACUGACACACUAGCAGAAAUGUACCCAUGCACUCGUGCUAGAACGUGCAUUCAGCAUUUGAAAUAUUUUCAGUGGAUUUGACAAAUGUUGUUCUAUCAGGCGGUCUUCUUACAACGCCUUCUUCCAAAAUGUUCUUUUUUUUUUUUGCUUUUGGCAAUGAAAGUGAAAGGAAUAGAGUUUUUAACAGGUGUAAUCACCUAAUGAUGGCUUUCUCCUUUUGUGCCAUUACCCCCUGACACCGUAAUGACAUGGGCGGUAGCAGAUAGUACUUGUCAUGGAUUGAUGUACAUGCAGCAGCCUAUGGACUUGAAAUCUUAGCAGACCAAUACAUUAGGCCAUUAUUCACAGUUUAUCCAAGCUCUAACUAUUAGUUAUUUUCUGGUCUUCGCUUGCAGUUAUGGAAGAUGUAGUGUGAGAAUGCUGUAGGCCUUAAUCCCUAGACCAGGGGUUUCCAAGCCAGUCUUCAAAGUACAUUAUCAGCCCAGGUUAUGUUCUGUGUCUGCACUGAAUUGGAAAAUGCUGAGAUCCUAGCCUGUUGACUGCUUUGGGAACUACAGUAAUGCGUAGGACAGAACUUUAUGGGAUAAGAUCAGACACCAUAGAGCAGAGUGAGAGGCUCCAGACUGGUUUACAUACCGAGGACAGGGCUUGAUGGGAUAAGAUUAGACACCAUAGAGCAGAGUGAGAGGACCCAGGAGGACAGGGCUUUAUGGGAUAAGAUCAGACACCAUAGAGCAGAGUGAGAGGACCCAGGAGGACAGGGCUUUAUGGGAUAAGAUCAGACACCGUAGAGCAGAGUGAGAGGACCCAGGAGGACAGGGCUUUAUGGGAUAUGAUCAGACACCAUAGAGCAGAGUGAGAGGCUCCAGACUGGUUUACAUACCGAGAACAGGGCUUGAUGGGAUAAGAUUAGACACCAUAGAGCAGAAUGAGACUCCAGACUGGUUCACAUACCGAGGACAGGGAUUUAUGGGAUAAGAUCAGACACCAUAGAGCAGAGUGAGAGGCUCCAGACUGGUUCACAUACCGAGGACAGAGAUUUAUUGGAAAAGAUCAGACACCAUAGAGCAGAGUGAGAGGACCCAGGAGGACAGGGCUUUAUGGGAUAAGAUCAGACACCAUAGAGCAGAGUGAGAGGCUCCAGACUGGUUCACAUACCGAGGACAGAGAUUUAUUGGAUAAGAUCAGACACCAUAGAGCAGAAUGAGACUCCAGACUGGUUCACAUACUGAGGACAGGACUUUAUGGGAUAAGAUAAGACACCAUAGAGCAGAGUGAGAGGACCCAGGAGGACAGGGCUUUAUGGGAUAAGAUCAGACACCGUAGAGCAGAGUGAGAGGACCCAGGAGGACAGAGCUUUAUGGGAUAUGAUCAGACACCAUAGAGCAGAGUGAGAGGCUCCAGACUGGUUUACAUACCGAGGACAGGGCUUGAUGGGAUAAGAUUAGACACCAUAGAGCAGAAUGAGACUCCAGACUGGUUCACAUACCGAGGACAGGGCUUUAUGGGAUAUGAUCAGACACCAUAGAGCAGAAUGAGAGGACCCAGGAGGACAGGGCUUUAUGGGAUAUGAUCAGACACCAUAGAGCAGAGUGAGAGGCUCCAGACUGGUUUACAUACCGAGGACAGGGCUUGAUGGGAUAAGAUUAGACACCAUAGAGCAGAAUGAGACUCCAGACUGGUUCACAUACCGAGGACAGGGAUUUAUGGGAUAUGAUCAGACACCAUAGAGCAGAAUGAGAGGCUCCAGGAGGACAUGACUUUAUGGGAUAUGAUCAGACACCAAAGAAUAGAGUGAGAGGCCCCAGACUGGUGCUCUGGUAGGGAAUGACCUAUAGCUACACAACAACUGCUACACUAGCAGAAAUGUACCCAUGCACUCGUGCUAGAACGUGCAUUCAGCAUUUGAAAUAUUUUCAGUGGAUUUGACAAAUGUUGUUCUAUCAGGCGGUCUUUUUACAACGCCUUCUUCCAAAAUGUUUUUUUUUUUUUUGCUUUUGGCAAUGAAAGUGAAAGGAAUAGAGUUUUUAACAGGUGUAAUCACCUAAUGAUGGCUUUCUCCUUUUGUGCCAUUACCCCCUGACACCGUAAUGACAUGGGCGGUAGCAGAUAGUACUUGUCAUGGAUUGAUGUACAUGCAGCAGCCUAUGGACUUGAAAUCUUAGCAGACCAAUACAUUCGGCCAUUAUUCACAGUUUAUCCAAGCUCUAACUAUUAGUUAUUUUCUGGUCUUCGCUUGCAGUUAUGGAAGAUGUAGUGUGAGAAUGCUGUAGGCCUUAAUCCCUAGACCAGGGGUUUCCAAGCCAGUCUUCAAAGUACAUUAUCAACCCAGGUUAUGUUCUGUGUCUGCACUGAAUUGGAAAAUGCUGAGAUCCUAGCCUGUUGACUGCUUUGGGAACUACAGUAAUGCGUUCCAAUAGUUAAAUUAAGUGUAGCAUCCAUGUUUGUUGGUCAUAAAUUACACAUGUGUUUGUCCUGCCUUUCUCUUCACAUGGGACAGAUGAUCCUUCUCAGGGAACAUCAUGGCAGACCUGUCUGGGAAAGUUAUAUGAAGUCUACUCGGUUAGACCUGCAUUUAUUGUAAAAGAUUGAGAAGAUAUUUUGACUCUUUGGGCAGUGUAUAUAAUGCUAUAACUUUAUCAGCAAUCUAGUGGUCCGUGUAGCCAUAGAACAAGUCUACCGUCCUACUUGUACACAUGUCUCCAAAACCAUCCAUAUUUUCCAAUGCAGUUGACGUAUAUGGUCUAUUACACGAUGCAAAAUUACCAGAAUACAUCUAAGGUGGCCCUGAAGUCUGAUUCUCAAUGAGUGAAUCCUAUACAUCAGUGGUUCCCAACCCAUUCCUCAUGAACCACCAACAGUCCCGGAUUUAUGUAUUUCCCUUUUUUUAAUUUAAAUGGAGAUACUGACAAAACCUGGACUGUUGGUGGUCCACGUGGGACUGUGUUGGGGCCCACUGCUCUAUGUGAUCUACACACUCCAUGAACACGCUAUGAGCUGGAGUGUACAUAUUGAUAUUGUAAAGUUUCUAAUGCGCCGUUCGCCUUCUCAAAACUUGGCGAAGCAUGCACGUCCAUCGCCCACUGUGUUUCUUUCUCGUCCUCCGAUAAAGCCGUUGGAACCAAUGAAGUCAAAGUCAGGUCCUACUCCCAACCCACUGGAAUUUAUUUCUUAGUCCUAAUUGGCAAACAAAAAUCAUUAUUUGAAUUUACCACCCAAAUUAUCCAGCUGUAUCCCAGCUGUUAUUUCUUAGCUAAAAGUAUUUUAUUGGAGCAAUUUUAUCCAUAAAAUGUUAGCAGCUGCUAAUGGGCAGUUAUGGUAAUAGGAAUAAAUGACCUCUGCAGGGAAAUAUUCUUGGAAUAUUGUAAAAGGCUAAAUUUAAUAUUUUAUGGCCUCAUUCUCUGCAUGCAAGAGCGAUGUUUUUGGGGGCCUGCAUGAAAGUACACGUUUUAUUAGAUGGCCCUUUAUUGCCUGUAUUUGAGAUGUCGGUAAUGAUAGAGAUAAGUAGCGAUUGGUUCUCGAAUGUUCUUAUGUUAAACCCUAUUCCUGGAGUCUGUAUUCAUCGCGUCACAUAGAGAGAUUCGUUUUUAGAUUCCUUGUUGACUUUAUUCCUUAAUCUAUUAACUUCUUAUUGUCGGUACACCUUUCCAGCUUUUCCUGUUUUAGCAGUUUAUUUAGUUCAGAUUCACUUGGGUUUUUUUUUUUUUUUGGACCAUGUGUUUUACUAAACAUUGAGAGAGUUCCACCGGAGUGUUGCUCUGAUUCUUUGUACUUUUACUAGUGGGUAGUAAAAGAAGUCAUUCGAUCUCGCUCUACAGAGACCCUCUUGACUAGGCAGGUUGUCGCUGAAUGGAAUGAAAUGGCAGAAACCUUGAUUCAUCCAAGUGAUUAUUUAAUUUACCUUUGAGACCUGAGCCCUAACUUCCUCCACCGAUGUUACUCCUCCUUGCCAUAGGGGGACGGAUGUAAAGGAGGACAUGGGCGUGUUGUGGAUCCAAAUGUUGAUCUUUGUUAUAUUCAGAGGAAGCCCAAAUUGUUGUUACAAGUGCACUUGGAGAAGCGAGAAUUAGACACCAGACACCUGUUGGUAUUCAAAAUAAGCCUCCGCCGUUUUAUUCAUCAGCUGAGUUUUAUACAUUAAAAAGUAAGUGCUUACGUGCAAAUACUCUUAGAACAGUAAUAGGAAGAGAGUACAGAUAAGACAUAGGGAUGAGCGUCAUGUACACAUAACAAAUAAGUUUCAAGGUAAGAGAGAACAAAAUGAUUAGAGCAGAGACAUCUUAGGUGGGGGCUCUCUGCACCCGGAACUUAGACAUAUAUGGUCUUAAGUGUUGUUUAAGCAUCAAGCAUUUCCUGAGUCCAAGUUAGCCAAUUUUAAUAUAGGAUAUCAUUAUAUGACACCUAUAAGCUUGAGCCUUGGAAUCAAGAUAAAUUCUAUCACAGGUUUCACGGCGGAUGGAUUGUGCAGCCAUUGGAUGCUGGCGUUAGAACCCAAAUUGGCACAGAAAUGACAUUAGCCACCCAAGCUGGCUAUUGAUACACCUGUGACAAUGCUGGGGAUAGUGAUACAACUCAACUUUAUUUAAUUUUUUUUGUAAAUGUCUAAAAUUGGAUGUAAUUUGAAUGAUGGGUCCAUCUUUUAUGUGUAUCAUAAAUUGCUGAACAAUGAAAACCUAGCAGCACUCUCGUUUGAGACCAUAAUCGGUGGCCGUAUGAGGCGGUUCAGAUAAUUUAUACAAAAAUGAAACCAAGACAUUAAAUAUUAAAUUAAAAAUGUUCUAGAUAGACUCAAAGUAGCGCAGGGUGUGCUAGUAUUAUGUAGUCCGUGAUCCUUAUUCUGGUCUAGAAAGUACACAGAGGUCCAUGUGCUGGGUUCUGAUACUUUGCUUCAUUAAAGGGACACUAAUCAUCAAAACAACUUUUUCUUAAUGAAGUGGUUAUGGUGUAUAGAUCAUGCCCCGGCAGUUUCUGCAGAUCUCUGCCAUUUAUGCAGCCAGUUUUUAGAUAUAGUCAAUAAAAAAAAAAGUGCAUAAUUAAAUGCGUAAGGGUUCAUUGAGGGGUAUAUCUACUAAAAAGUUAUUUAUCGUUGGAGUGUCCCUUUAAAGCAUGAGCUGAGCUAAUUUUCCUAUUGAAGAAUUAGUUGCCAAAUUCAUUCUACAGAACUAAUUUUACCUUGCCAAAGCUUUAGAACCGCUGGCCUAGACAUAUUUUCUGCUAACCGUUCGUGGACUAAGAGACCAAUUCAGCCUUCGCAAUCUUUACAGAGAUCUCCGUAGAUUGGGGUCCGUCACUUUGACAUGUAUUUAUAACCUGUGUUUCCUUGCUCUCCAGAUAAUGAAAACUACAAGCAAAUUGUUAUGUGUAUUCUGUAUCAUAUCAGCAUGGACGACCGCUUCAAAUCAAUGUUUGCAUACACCGACUGUAUACCACAGGUACGUCUAACUUUGAUGGCACUGCUUGAUCGGCAUCAAGUAUUCUGAGCGCUCACGGAGGGAUAAAAAGGCUUAUAUACCCCAAAAAAGGAAGACAAUAUGUCAUCCAAAGUGUAUGAUGAAGACUUUAAAUGUAUAUGUGCACACGACUGGAUUAUUUUAUAGAGUCCUAGAGUCCAGAGAUCCAGAGUAGUAACUAUAGUCUCUAAGUUGACGAAUGGCUGGGAUAUUACAGUGACUAUCACUAGAGGUGUCCCUAACCACUAAUUUUAACACUGCCAUCUCUGAAAAGGCAUACGUGGACAGGAUAGACACCAGAACUGCAUUAAACUGCACUAUAGUGUCCCUUUAAGAAGGAAUAUGUCAUUAUUUUUUUAAAGAUAUUUUUCCUGAGUUAUUCCUGUUCCGUUUGGUAUUUGGUUUCACCCCCUUUACUUUUCUCAUGCAUGUUUAUAUCAUACGUGUCACCAAGUGGUGAUAGGUCCUUCAGACACAGAUCCAGUCUUCAUUUCGCAAUAAAACUUCAUUUUGAUUCAUUAAGAAUAAAAUCCGCCAUUUUGACUGUUUCAGAGUAGGCUUUUUGCUAAUGUUGUCUAUCAGAAUUGUUACUGUUGUCAAGCUGCCUAAGUACACUGCUGCCUUCAAGGCAUUUGAUCUCAUAAACAUGUUUUGAUGUUUCUGGAGAGUCCUAUCAAGCACUUGUUCCUUUUUUAGGGCAUCCACUUUAAUUUGAAGCAUAUUUUAUUAAAAAGAAAGCCUUGAUUUCCUUCGUCUAAACAUUUUGAAGUGGUGCCUGGAUUUGGGCUAUUCAAAAUCCCAAAUAACCUGGCAAUAAUGUUUUCUAAAUUCAUAGCUUUAAGAGGCCUGGGGCUGCUGACAUGCAGACGCGAGCUGACUCCAUAACUAAAAAAAUGAAGCAUUAUGUCAGAACUACUCCUCUAUAAGUGUGAUGUCACAACAUCUUCAUCCUUGUUCUGUGUCCUGAAAGCAGUACCAGACAAACGCAAUUCAUGAUGCACUGGAUAAUCUCUAGGUAUUAUGAGCCUGGACAUGCAUAUUUUUGUACAAGACACAGUUACAGACUGGGCUGGCAAAACCAUUAGGCAAACAAGGCAUUGACUGCCCCUGUCUUGAGCCGCAGCAAUGGAAGAGCGACCAUUGAGACCGCCCCCCCCCCCCCAAACGCCGGCCCGGUCCUCAAUGUGCCCAAAGGUGCGGGCGCCGAGAAGAGCCCUGUCACAGGGGGGCCAGGAGUUGGCCAUCUUGCCACCUCAGGGCGCCCCUGAAGCAGUUGAUGGCAGUUGCCUGCUCUGCCAACAAAUGCCAGUGACCUGAGGAGAGGGGGACUGACCUGAGGAGAGGGACAGAGAAGGCAGGCUGUUCUUAUUCUCCCGGGAUUUUUUCUGGCUGGCUUAUUCUCCCGGGAUUUUUUCUCUUAACUCAAAGAGGAAGCCGACCUGAUUGGGUUAAGGAUAGAUCAAUUGAUUCUCCUUUGUCUGGUACUGUUUAAUAAUCUCUUCUAGGUCCACCAAACAGCACACUAUUUCACUUUUUAUUUAUUUCACGCUGUAAAGAACGCUGGUAUCUCAAAUACCCAUUCUUUUGCAUACUCCCAAACCGGGAUGGGACUUUGUGAUUAUAGCCCUGAUAUCCAGGAUUUUCGUUAUCAAAAUCCUAGCGAGCAGAGACGAGAAACACCGCAACACAGCAAUUGGAUACCAAAGCGUCAGUCGUGACUAGAUGAAGGGUACAAUAGAAACGUUUUAUCCGGCCAGAUGGCUGGCUUUUAUGCAAGUCAAGGUACAUACAACACGCCCACGUGAAAACCUGAGUCACCGUGACUCAGCAGAAAAUACAGAAAUAUGAAAUCCAUAACAACCCCCACAUAUAUGUCCAGAUAGCUGGCUCCAGAGCGCCCCAGCAUGGCAAAAUAGCGCUCUGAUCCCACGUUCCCAGCGGAAACGCCUCAGAGGUAAAGAUUCGACCGACCACGAACAAGGUGAAUGCCCACAAUAGUUCCACACGUUCGUUGGUCGCGGUCGGUCAGUUCGAAAGUCUCCAAAAUCGUCCCAAAACGGUCAACUGUCUUUGGGUCUCAGCAGUAGUGUUGAUUUACUGGUGUAACAGGAGUAGCCACACCAAAUAGCGCUCUCCUGGUGAAUGGGGAAAAAUGGAAUAGACGUCAUCGGAAGAGGCCCUGUGGAAUCGUGUGGUCGAGUGGCCAGUCUAGGAUACCAGACACUCAAUGACAAAGUCCCGCUGUCUGUGUUCUGGGGUCAAGAUGGCCGCUGUUUCCUCCAACACAUGGCGAGCAAGUAUCCGAAUGUCAGGUAUAUAGCAGGGCCCUUUAGAACUCUGUUUUCUCUCCGAAAUAAUUGCUGAAUGCAGACCUGAAAUAAAUACCCCAAAUAUGUGGUUUCAUCACACACGCCUCUUAAUUUGGUUGCAAUAUAUUGAGUACUCUGGACCUGUGAGUGGUGUAGGUCCACUUACACUCGGUGACUCUCGAAACUGAGACAACUUGCUAGUGUCAUGCUGAGGCAAGGUGUAAGAAAAACAGGAUGGUCCAAGCACUUUAGGUGUGUAUAUCAGGCAGGUUUAUUGAGGAUCACAAUGAUGUCUCGGUCUCCACUGAGGACUUUGUCAAACUUUAUAAAGAUUUCCAUGGAGAUCAGAACAUUGCUGUGUUCUCCAAUAACUUGCUUGAUACAUACCUUGAGUGCAUGGACCAUUCUGUUUUCCUAUUACUUUACUGAAGUUUAGCCAACCCCAGGUCCUUGAAUGUGGAGGGAGUGUGAGAGACCUCUUGAUUCUACAAUACUUGACUUGGUGUCACAAAGCAUGGGUAAACACAGCCUGCAAUCUAUACACUAACCCACCUUGUACUGCUGCCACACUGCACUGCUUGGUAGGAAAUUUGAGAUUUUAGAAAACUACUGACCUUUUUAGUGGUAGAAUAAUUAAUAACUCAUCAUGUGUGUGACCAAUUGCACUUCGCCACUGGGAUUUGGAGAGGCCUGCUUACCAACCUCUUGACCUAUGACUAUGGCCCCUGGGGUUUAUUGCCUUUUAAAAACUACAUUUGUGCAUAUUGGAUUCUAAAGUACUGUCUAUUGGAAGGGAUUUGCACUUUGCAUACGAACACAUGGUGGCGGCCAUUUUAAUUCAACCAAACGCGUUCAGCGGUGUUUGGUCGUCGAGUUCAUGGAACUCAAAUCGGAUAUGCGAACGAACACCGCUGAACUUUACCUUCUCCAGUGUGCAACACUUUGAUGGAAAUCGAAGUGCGUUCGACAAUUCGAACGCCACUUUAACUUUGAGUAUUUUCACGAACGGCCCCCGUUCGUGCAUUUGAACGGAACUUAGUAUUUGAACUAUUGGAAAUAGACCGGCCGCACUGCCAAAUUCUCUGGAACUUUUUUGAGCGUGAAAAUGUGCAUGCGGUCGGUCAAUUAUGACUUCCAGAAAACUUUUGAACCCCUGAUCUGAUCUGGGUGAUUUUUGGAUAUGUUGUUCACCCAGAUCAGGGCUAUCCAGAGAUGUAUAAUUUGGGGAUAUGUGGUGUUUUGGGGGGUGUUUUCUGUGUUUGGGGUAAAAAUUGAUAUGUUCUGCCUUUGGAUAAUUAAGUUAUUCCAUUAGCUAGCUUAAUUAUAUCACAGGCAGAGGGGAGGGCUUGCUGACUGUAUGUGGGAGUGUUACUGUGUUAAUUAUUGUUCCCAUUGGUUUGUGUGCCUUUUGUCCCUGUGUACCAUCAGGUCCAGGGGGUGUGCCUCUGGCCUGAAAAUCUGUAUAAAAGAAAUGCCUCUGUGCUCAAUAAACCAGUCCGUCUUACCUUCAACUUGUAGCCUUGUCUCGUGUUGUAGGGAACGGCUAUAACUGCUAUAUCACUGCUAGCUCUUGUAAGAGCUCUCUUAAGCUAUACUCUCCUGGAGGAGAGGUCCUUCCUAUACGGUCCUGGACCCCAGAGGGAGUACCAGGGUGGGAAGGAGACCGCGAGACCCAAACCUAGCUACAGCGGUUUGUGGAGUCUGCGGUAGCUAUGGUGUCCGAUGUGGUGCUGAUGGUCCUUGGUAAGCGCUAGGAGCAUCGAUUGACAGACAGUCCGUCACAAUGUGCCAUAACCUGCUGUCAGAUUUCUCCUUUCAUUGCCAUGUUACUUUUGUUCUUAAGGUGGAGUCUUUGACCACCUGGCCUAAAGGGAUACUCGAAGCACCAAAACACCUUUAGCUUAAUGAAGCAGUUUUGGUGUGUUGAUCAUGACCCUGCAGCCUCACUGCUCAAUCCUCUGCCAUUUAGGAGUUCAAGAGACACUCCAGACACCUAUAGCAAAUCCGCUUGAUGAAAACCUGUGUGAAAAGUGUGUUCCAUUUUUUUAUUUUGCAAAUAGUGCAGAAUACCAUAGACAGUUACACUUUUAUAAAUGAACCUGGUUACACCCCUCCAGCUGUAUGACAGCCAGUCCUGUUACUUCUCCUACAGAGCGCCACAAUUGUGGAAUGACCUCCCGCACAAUUUCAAAUCUUCCCCAAGCCUAAAGUCCUUUAAGAGAUCCCUCUCUACAUACCUCAAUACAGAAUGCACCUGUCAUGGUUGAUUAUAUAUUUCCAGCCUGUUCUAUGUUAAAUUUUGUAUAUAUUGUGUAUUAAUAUUGUUUUUGUAUUUUAUUGUAUCAAUGCAAUGAUUUGUGGACCCAGGACAUACUUGAAAACGAGAGAAAUCUCAAUGUAUUUUCCUGGUAAUUUAUUUUAUAAAUAAAUACUUCCUGAUUUGUUUGGCUCAGUGGAGAUAAACUCAAGAGACCGCAAUUGCCCAGAGCACCUGCCUUGCAAAGACUUCUCAUUGAGCUGGAUUGGACAGCCGCAGAAAGUCUGAGCGGGGUUAGAAGGGGACGGGUUGUAAAGGCUGCAGAUGAGAGUCCUACAGUAGGGGUGCCCAAAAGGUAAAUCCCCAGAUUUUUUUUAAAACACCUUGUCGUUCUUAAAGCACUCUAAAGGCACGCAAAGCAUCAUGGGAGUUGUAGUUCUAAUACAUCUGGGGAUCUACCUUUUGGGAACCCCUGACAUACAGCUUUGCAAGACAUACCCACAGUGAACUUUAAUCACACACUGGAGGCGCUUGCAAGCUAUUAACAUAGCAGGAGAUAAGAAACUAUAAAUUAAACAAACUGCAAUAAAGGAAGUGUAAACAUUAGAUGACUUUACAGGAAGUGUUUAGGAAGACUGUGCAAGUCACAUGCAGGGAGGUGUGGCUAGGGCUAAAUAAACAGUAACUCAACUCCUCGAUGGCAAAAAAUUGAGCAGUGAGACAGCAGGAGCAUGAUCCUUACACCAAAACUGCUACAUUAAGAUGAAGUUGGUUUGCUGGCUAUUGUGUCAGUUUAAGUCAAUGAUUUGUUUAGACUGAGUGUUACUGCUGUGCACAGUCUAGAGACCCAUUGCAGUGUCCAGUCUGACUGCACCCAUGGAAGCUGCACAUUCCUUACUUUAUUCUUACUGCUCAUGGCUUGGCGGCAUACCAAUCUAUAACACAGCUAUCCGGGUAUCUAUAAGACUGGCGGUGUACAAACCUAUGGAGAUCUCUCUCCUUCCUCACAGGUCCUACACUACUAGCCAAGGAUCCUUAUAUGGGUUCCACAAUAUUCCAUAUUAAUAGCAAACCGACAUGUCAAUGUUUCGGACCUCCAGAGGAUCACCGUCCCUCAGGGUAUCGAGGGUGCUGCAGAUCACCAACUGCAAAGCUCACACAAGUUAUACAGGAGUUAAAAUAGGGGAUGUAGUUACUGUAUGUUAUGUAUUGUAUGUGUAUUAACACCUAUUAAUAUCCGUUUUAAUAUAGAGUGCUGUGUGUGUGUGUAUAUAAUGUGUGUGUUGUAGUGUUGCUUUAUCUGUGAGUGUAGCAGCACUGCCAGGCUACAUAUGGUUACUGUUUCUGCUCCCAGUGGUACGCAUGCUGCCCCCUUUACCUGCAUGGCUCUGUGCAGGUCAUGUUCUCAUCAUGCUCACUAUAUUUUAGUCCGGCUGAGAGUUAGGAGAGAUACGGUCUGCAUGUAUGUAAGGCGCUGUGGCUUGCAUGCCCCGUAAUCUCGGCCAGACUGUAGCAAGAAGUGUGUCCAGAAACCUUUCUGGUGCUAAGGUCAGCCGUAAUGAAUGUUUGGGUGGAUUUGUGGCAACACGAAAUGAACCAAUUAGCAUUAUUAUUAUUAUUAUUAUUAGCAGCAAAUUACAGUGCCGCCAUUAUUUGUAGACUAGAUGUAUAUUGACUACAUUUCCCAUAAUGCUAAGCCAGCCCAUGAUUCAGUUCACUUUAUUAUGUUUUAUGUAGUUAGUAAGUGUGUUACGAGAAAAGACACAUUGCAAUUUCCCAUGUCUGGAUUUCAUUUUUCCCAUAUAAACGAAUACUACAAAAGAGUGCGUAAUAUUUUAUAAUACACCGUUUUACAAAGACCUAUUAUGUGAAUAAGAAAUGCUGUGCGCGCCAUUGUUAAGCAUGUGUCCAUGUGCAAAUAUUUAUCUGUGCAAUGAUGCAUUUAGAGCUUUAAGAAUAAUCUUGUUGUCCAUUUUAGCAAAAAGGUCACAUUUUGGUCCCGGAGUUGGGAUUUAAUCUCUGAACAUUUUUGCUUUGAAGACGGCAGGGUUUUUUCGAAGCUGAUGUUUAAAACCGUUGGAGGGGUUCUGAAUUUCCCAGAGGUCAGGAGCUAAUAGUGUUAUUCUAGUAGGAGCUAGGAUAAAACAUUAACAGUUCAUUGUUACGUGGACCCCUGGAAAAAGCAGGGUUUGUUUUAAAUGGUGUAAAUAUAAACCAGAUGUUUAUAAACUAUUUUCCUGGUAAUUGCUUGGCCAAUCAAAGAACAUGGCACGGUGCAGUGAUCUUAAAAUGACAUUUUCGAUUAAUUUCACCAUGGAGCGCUCUGGAAGGAUUCCCUCGGCUAUCCACCCAUGUCUACUGGGUUCCACUUUGAUCAUGAGUUCGUCCUCCGCUAUGUAGCAGUUCAGAGUGCGAAGCAUCACAUCAAACAGUUGAUCAGGACAGAGGGCUUCCUAAGACAUGCAGAUCCGAGGCAUAAUCACUUAAAGAUGUUCAGGAUAGGUGUAUAUGCUUCCAUAGAGAGCUGUAGGGGCUGGUCUCUGGUCAGUGGUAAAUAAGUGAAGUCGGGUGCCAGAGAGUCUAGACACGGUGAUUUUAGUACGGGCUGUGUGCUAUCCGAUACUCUAUAUGGGACUUGUCUGAGUAAGACCUUGCUUACCUCUUCAGAAUGCCUGCAGCCUUUCUAAAUGCCGUCCUGCUAAAUCAGUAAAAGAUGACAAUGGGCACUGUUCAAGCAGGACAAAUUCAAUGUUAAUAUUUCCCACCGGGGCGCAAUUAUGCGUGCUUUUGAAGUGCCACGGGUUUCAAUCAUAUUAAAUCAAAUUGCAUAAUGAGCCGCGCAGAGCCCCAGUGUAACACGUUAAAGCAAACAGACUGGAGAAGGGAGGUUGCCCACGCUAAUUGAAUCUGAAGUAGGUUUCCUUUUUAAUUUUAAAUACACGGACCUUGUACGCAGACCUGUCAGUCAAUACUUUCGUUAAUUACGCCGUUCCCCACCAGAUCGGCCACUAACACGCUGCACUCUGACGAACCACGUUGACACACAAAAUUAAUUCAUUUCUUUAUGUUUUGGGUCUUUUUUUUUUUUUUUUUUUUUUUGCAUGAACAGAAGUUUUACAAAUGAAACACAUUUUGGGAUUUUACAAAUGAAACCAAUGUGGAACAUCUGUUGAUUCUGUAGAUAUUUGGGGCUAUUUAAUUCUUACCGUAACAUGCCUGAUUAACCGAAUAAAAUGAAAAUAGCUUUUGAAUUGUUGUUUUCAUUGAGAGUUCUGAUUCCUCUCAAUCACAGGUUUAUUCGGCACACUAAACGUUAACUCACAGAAGCAGGAAGCCAUCAGUUCUUAGCUGGAGGACCAUAAGUGGAUUAGUGAAGCCUUUUAUAUACAAAACAUACAUUAAUCCUCUCCAUGUGCUGCUUUAGGUCAGAAUCUGAGAGCAACCUCAUUCAUCACUCUUUAGUCAAUUAUUCAUCAAUCAUGGCUAGAAAUAACACUGGCUAAGAGGAGAAUCCAUCACAUAUAAUGGAUAUAUAAAAUGAAUGUGUUCAGUGAGUGAGUCCGUACUAGACGUGAUAUCUGUUUGGAAGUAGCCAGUGUCCAAGCUUUCCCCUUCGCCAUGUCAUUUUGUAUUUGCAUGGAUUAAGAUAAUUUGGGAUUUAUUAUAUGAGCUCCCGAUGGGCAGAAUGGUGAUGUCCACGUUGGUCAGAUAGUGAGCACUUGGUACGGACUUUAGCUUAUGUCAACGUAGAAGGCUGUAAUUAAAUACAAGGACAAACGACAACAAAAUGCGUCCAGGCUUUGUCUACAUGUGGUGCAGUUUUUACAAUCUGAUUCUAUGUCCCAUGGGGAGUACUGCUUUCAUUGUAGCCAUUGAAGUAGCUCUCUAUAGGGAAACAUGGUUUGUGUGUGUGCGUGUGGACGUGAUAAAAUAAAUUGGGUAAUAUUCACUAAACACCAAACUACAGUUUAAUAACCUACGGCUGUCACAGUUUGCAUGGUUCAACCAAACGGUAACCCAUUAAUCAAAAAUGCCUAAAUCUGUUAUUUCAACCAAAUGAGUUCCUAUUAAUUUGUAGUUUGUUUGAAAUUGGCCCAAUCUCCGCUGAUCCGACUAAUCACAAACUGUCCGAGAGAAGCCAAUUUUGCAUUAUUUGGUUAAUACAAUUGCCUUUAUAUAGAGCAGAAGAGUUAGUAUUUCUGGAGCGGUGAGCUUUCUAACCCUGCUUACUACUGCAUGUUAUCUAAGCAAUAUAGGCCAGUUAACGGUUACCCCUCCAUCAAAAUGUUUUAAAGCCCAUAGACUCCAGAUGGCUGUGUCCCAAAAGGUGUCGGGGUGCUAGGACUAUUCACGAACGUGUUCAUUGUCAGAAAUCCAAAAUAAUUUAAAAGGUUUUAGACCAAAAUUGGAACCAGAGCUAACUCUGAUCAUUUCUACUAACUUGGCUGUUUGGGCAUAAAGACUCCAUGUUAAUAAUUAUCAAUAAGCUUCUUAUUAUAUUAUAUAUACAAUAUAUUUUUUAGAUUGUACUAGUCUGCGAAAAUAUACAUUUUAAAGAUUAUUAAAUACAAUUUUCACUUUAAUUGCUGAUUCCUCAAACGUUUUAAUAAUGUUUUUGUUGUUGUUUUCCCCUUUCGGGUACCCCGUUUCCCGAUAAUUAGCCCUAGCUUAUUUUCAGGGGAUGUUUGUAAUAAGAGCCCUAUCCUGAGAAUAAGCCCUAGCUGCUAGUUCGCUAACCUGUAAACAUAGAUUAGUGGGAUUCCAUGCGCUACUGAACUGCUACUGAACUCCCGAACGUAGACCUUUCUAGCACAUGCUUGCUACCCUUUUUCCCCGAAAUAAGACCUCCCCCGAAAAUAAGUGCGUUUUUCGGGGGAGGUGGGGAGGCGGAAUUAAUAUAAGACCCAGACUUAUUUUGGGGGAAAGACGGUACUAUACAUUUUCUAUUGUUUAACCAUUUGUCGAAUGUUACAAGUUUCUGAUCACAUUCGUAUUUUCAAUACAUUAACGAAGGUUUCUGAUGAGUGUUUUCUGGUUUUUGUUUUCAGUUAAUGAAGAUGUUGUUUGAAUCUUCUGACGAGCGCAUUGAUCUUGAGUUAAUAUCUUUCUGUAUAAAUCUGGCAGCAAAUAAGCGGAACGCCCAGCUGAUCUGUGAAGGUAAGAAUUUGGAGACUGUGUCGCCCUGUGUCCAUUGUGGGUGCAGGGAGUGUGUAUUGGGCUUGUUUGGGAUUACAUGUUUUGUGUGCUCUCCUGUCCAACCAGAUAGAUUAGGCUGUACAGCGCCAUAUGUUGGUUGUUAGAAUUUUUAAACUUCUACCGGAAUAGCUCAGUUUGCUAAUUUGCAUUUUCGGGGAGAUAUUUCUUGUUCGUUGUCUUCCCCACCCUUUUAUAAAGAUGUUAAUGCAUUAUUAUGAGUUCCUGUAUGUUUCCCCAUAUGAUUUGGUUAUUUGUAUUUUAUUGAGUUUGUCACAGUAAGUUUAAUAAAAGUCCUAAGAAAAAAUAAGGCUUUGUAUGUUGGUUCCUUUUGGGACUCGAUUUGUUUGUGGAUCCCAGUAAGUCUUUGAACCUGUUGGCUCACUGCUUGGUCCCUGGAUGCUGGGACAAGUGGAAAGAGCUAGGCCUGAGAGCCACAAGUGCCUUUUAAAGACAGUAGCUGGUCACAGUACAGGCAGUGGUGUGGAUACCUGCCUGGGAAAGGAGCUGAAAAGGAACGAUAUCUGCCUGGAAGGAGAGAGCUGCCGCUUGGUCGGGUGGAAAGGUUCCUGAGAGACAUCAAUCCAGCUUUGGCAAGUGGGACUGAAGAGUUUCAGGGUUCCUGAAGUGGCUAAGAAGUGCACUGGGUCCAGGUUCUCGGUCUGAUCAUGGGAGCCCGUCACAAAGACGGCAAGAAUUGAAACAUUGGUAGGUGGAUUAAACAGCCGUCGUAUCUUGUUGCUUGCUCUAGUGUAGGGAUAGGAAAUCUUCAGCACUCCCAAGUGUUUCAAAAUGUAAAAAUCCAGCAAUAUGGAAGAUUUGUAGACCUUCUGCUAUUCAGGAUGGGCAGAACCUACUGUGGUAAUGAGGACGUCUACAUUUUAGAGAGAGGGCAGCUUCUGGGCAUCAAGGAAAGAUGCCCAGAAGCUGUGGACUACUUCUCCCAUCAUGCUUUGCCAUCAUUAUGACUGUAAGAGCAUUAUGGGAGAUGUAGUCCACAACAAGUUGGCCUCUGCCUUGCUAUACUUCAUAUAAAUUCCAGAGUAUGUACCUUGUAAAUUCAGGGGUCCCAAUGUACUUUCUCCUUACUUUUAUCGGACCUUGACAGUCUGAAAAUAGAGCGGUAUGCCCAUACCAGUUAUUCCUCCUUGUAUCCUGGCCAAUCAGUGUUGUUAUCAUAGGAAGAUUAAACAUAGGGUGGAAGCCACUUCGUGCCCUGUGGUUUGAGAAAACAUGGCCAAACAUCUCAAUGUUUGAGUGAAGGAAAUGAUAACAGACAUAGAGCACUGUGGGAUCUUUACGGGGAACUUAUCACCAGAACCAUUGUAGUUAGAUUUUAUGCAUAUAGCAUGUCUCUACAGGGUCUGCAGCUUAAAUGCUGCCUGUUCUGAUUAAACACAAUAUUUACAUGUGUCCUUAAGCAGCCAGUAGAGUCACUUCCUAUUACAGUGCUGCAAUCCUUACAGGACCUGCAUUCGGCGUCUUUACACUCGGCAUGAAGUUAUCAAACGCUCAACAUUUCAUUGAUCGAAGACAUCUUUAUUGGGUGAUGCUGAUUGGCACAGCACACUAUGGGGAAGCGUCGGAUUGGCUAAGAAUAUAUUCACUAUUAAUCUCUGGGCCAGUGUGGUGGCCACAUGGAGAUUGGCACCAUGGGACUACAGGUUCAAGUUAAUGUUUUAAUUCAUUUUUUGAGAGGGAAUGGGGGCUAAUAUCAGGAUCGGGUGGUCUGAAAAAUGUAAAUCUUUUUGUCUUUUGUUUUCCCCGGUUUGUUCCUUGUGCAAUAAAUCUUUUUCUUUUGGAUUCGGAGCGCUUGCAUUUCCUGACAUUAUUUUUUUGUGUUUUCUUUGCAUGAAUAUAUAGCAAUGUUGUUGGUGUUCCUUCAAUCCAGGUUUGGUUGUAGAACUUGUUUCUUUGAUGUUUCGAAUGCCUUGUACCUCGAUAUCAGUGGAGGAAUAUGAUGUCUGGUUACAUUUCUACACUUCUUUCUGUAGGAAACGGGCUGAAGAUGUUGAUGAAGAAAGCUUUGAAAUUUAAGGACCCUUUGCUUAUGAAGAUGAUUCGGAAUAUUUCGCAGCACGAAGGGCAAACCAAAAAUGUAUUCAUAGUAAGUCAUUUCUUUUCAUUUUCUCAAUCAUUUGGUAUUAUGGAAGAGCUGGAUGGUGGUAUCACACAAUCAUUUCGUCAACAUGUGCAUCUACGUAAAACAAAUGCUUCCUGUGAAUUUCGACUUGUGGUCAAAUGUAUCUGAUGUUUUGUACUUCCUUCUCUCACCAAUGUUGGUUUGAAACUUACCCGAUAUAUGUAUAUAUAGUAUUACAGUUACAGUGUUAAUAAUGUGGUAACAUUAAAGAAAAGAAUAGUUGAGUGGACCAGUGUAUCAAAAAGUGACUAUUUAGGUGAUAAACCCUAAAUAUAUAUGAAAUAGUCACUUUUUGAUACACUGCUUCACUCUCAACUAUUCUUUUCUUUAAUGUAUAUUAUGUGUGUUUAAGGGCAUCACAUUUAGAUUGUCCAGCAGUAAUAUAUAAAAUAUCAUACCAACUCUAAAUAGCUUUUUAAAUUUCCUUUUUUGAAAGAGCACUCCAAAAACUGUUAUCUUACUUAACGUGGUAACAUUGUCUGAAGCACUGUACAAGUGGCAUGGAGAAUGGAUCGAAGAUGGUACAAUACAUAAUUAGACAUACUGGUCCAAAAAUGAUGGAAAAAUCUUUUAUUACAAGUGUAAAGCGAGAUGGCCCAUGAACUUACAAUCUAAAAGGUAGCAUGGAUUACUUAAAAUAUACAAGACGCUAAAGGUUGGGGGCAGAUUCAAACUACCAGUGAUCCUCCUAGAGGGGUUUCCUCCUUCAUCCAAAACUGCUUGUAUCCACAAAUCGAUCUGUUACGAGGUAGAUCUCCAAGCUAUGGCAGUCACGCAGUCAGAAUGCUAGUUAAAGAAUUUACAUAGUCGUAGUUUAAUGGUACCCAAAGGCGAACAUCAUUCUAAAACUGUUUCAUUCUUCCUCCAUCUGACCAUGGGUGGACCUACGGUUAUCCAGUAUUGUCACUUCCCCCAGCCGUCCCUACCAACGGCUGUGGGAAUAAGGCAUUGUUUAACUCAUUGAAAUUAAACAAAAAAUGGUUUGCCAUCAACUGUCUAGGACUACGUUGGAGAUUUGGCCGCGCAGAUUACAAACCAUGAGGAGGAAGAAUUUGUGAUAGAAUGCCUUGGCACACUGGCUAAUCUCACCAUCGGCGAUCUAGAUUGGGAGCUAGUACUGAAAGAAUACCGUCUUGUUCCCUAUCUGAAGGACAAACUUAAACCAGGUACUCUUAUCUUCCUUUACUAGAUUUAGUCCCCAGACAUUGCCACCCAUCUGAAUGGGUGGAUUAUUACUAACCAGUGUAUGGGUGGAUUUAGAGAGAUUGAACAGAAAGUGUCUCUCCUCGAUACUCUGUAACUGCCUAUUCUCUAUCCGUAAUGAGAAUUGCAAAUUUAAAUUUCCGCAUUACCACAAUUGUUUCCACCCAUCAUGAAUAGCAGUGGAGUUAUGAUGAAAUGCUUUGCUAACCCACCCCUGGCACACUCAGCCUUUCCUGUGUCAUCCAUGUUGGACAAAAAUGAUAGCGUUAAUGUGGAAGCGUAAAUCAAGUCAACUAGAGAGGUCUGCGGGUGCUGCUAAAGCACUGUUUGUUAGCAAAUGGUUUGACAAGAGUAAGGGCCAAUAGCAUUAUAACCACUACGCAGUGCUGUAAUAAUUCACUUAGCUAACAAAAGGAAUGCUUUAUUUAAAAAAGUCAUCUUACAGGUGUUUCAAAAUGUAAAAAUCCAGCAAUAUGGAAGAUUUGUAGACCACCUGCUAUUCAGGAUGGGCAAAACCUAUCGUGGUAAUGAGGAAGGUCUACAUUUUCAGAUAGGGGGCAGCUUCAGGGCAUCAAGGAAAGACACUGUCUGUUGGAUGGCAUCUGCAGAUCGGAAACGAUUUUCCAUUAAUUCUGCGCAGUGCUUAAGACGAAUAGAACAUGUGAUAUAUUGAAACUAGAAAAAUAUUGUAUCGAACAAAUAUUUAAACUAAAUACUUCCGAUCCCAACGUAUGUAAUUUCAUGAAAUAUUUGGGGAAAGUACAAAGCAUUAAAAUGAGAAUGAAUAAACUUGAAUAAUCUUUAUGAAGUACAGAAUAGGCCUGCAUCCCUUUUAAUCUACUAUUAGCCAUAUUUUCCAAUGAUUAUUCUUAUUAAGGGAAAGCAGCUGGAACUACCAUAACUUAAUGAAGUGGUUUUGGUGCAUAGCCACUUUCUCAUUUCUCAGACAUUGUAAGACAUUGAUGUUUCUGAGAAAUGGUGAAAGCGUUCUUCUAGUGGUUGUCAUACAGCCAGUCCCUGGACGCUUCCUAAUGUAAUAAUUCCUAGUUUCAUAUUCGGAGAUCUUUCCAUUUGUCAUCAGACACAGCUUGUUUACUCCGAGCGUGGCUAGUUAGAUUCAUCAGGGGAGGAUCUGGCUGGAUCUUGGUUUAAACCGUUUUAUUGCUUUCUGAUGCAGGGUCGGCCGAGGAUGAUUUGGUGUUGGAAGUGGUCAUCAUGAUUGGGACAGUGUCCAUGGACGACUCCUGCGCUGCAUUGUUGGCCAAGUCGGGCAUCAUUCCAGCACUCAUUGAGCUUCUGAAUGGUAACUACAACCUGCUGAUACGGGCACGGCUGUCUGUGCUUUGUAAGAAAUUCUGAUCAUUAAAGAGCCAUACGAAGCACCAUAACCACUACAGCUGAGUGUAGAGGUUGCGAUCCUGCUGUAGGGUUAGAGGCCGUGUUCCCUUAGCCCGAUGUUUGGCACAUAAUCCUCAUUGUGUGAUUAAAAUGCAGAGAAAGUAUGAAUUUGAUUUGCGUAACGUUCUCAUUUCAGCUCAGCAAGAAGAUGAUGAAUUUGUGUGUCAGAUUGUAUAUGUCUUCUAUCAAAUGGUUUUUCACCAAGCCACCAGAGACGUCAUCAUAAAGGAAACCCGUAUCCUUUUAUCGCUAGAAUGUAAGCUCCUGGAGCAGGGCCCUCCACCCCUCUGUUCCUGUACGUCCUGUACGUCCAGUUUUCUGGUUACAAUUACAUGUCUGUUAGUCCACCCAUUGUACAGCCAUUGUACAGCGUUAGGGAGUCUGAUGGCGCUAUAUAAAUAAUUAAUAUUAUGGCGCCCCCACACUGGACUUCUAAUAUCGUGAUACUCUGGCAGUGUUAGAGGGACACUAUAAACACCAAAACCACUUUAUCUUAAUGGCGCAGUAUUGGUGUACAGAUCAUGCCCCGGCAGUCUCGCUGCCCAAUUCUCUAUUUGUACUUAGACUGUCCCUUUAAGACUGUAAACCCAUCACAGAAGUUCUCCGGCAGGUGGUGUAACCAACAACAAAGAAAUCCCCCCAUGGUUUUGAUUCCCUCUCACCUGGUUUUGGUUCCUUCAGCCCCAGUUGCGUACCUUCCUCCCUUGUUUUGGUUCCUCCCCCCUGCUUUUGGUUUUCCCCCCUUCCCCCCAACGCCCUGCUUUUGGUUCCCCUCCCACCCCCACCCCAAGCGCCCUGCUUUUGGUUCCCCUCUAUGCCCUGCUUUUGGUUAAGCCCCACCCUGCUUUUGGUUUCCCCUCUCCCCGCCCUGCUUUUGGUUAACCCCUUCAUGCCUGCUUUUGGUCGUUCCCCCACCCCAUGCCCUGCUUUCAGUUUCUCCUCCCCCAUACCCUGCUUUCGGUUCUACCCCACCCCAACCCAUGCCCCUUUCGGUUUCCUCUCCCCCCCACACCCUGCUCAGUCCCCAUGCCCUGCUUUUCAGUUUUCCCCCUACUACCCCCUGCUUUCAGUCCGUCUCUCCCCACCUCUCCCACUUUCGGUUUUUCCCUCUGUCUGUUAGAAAUGUUGCACUGAGAGAACAUGCAGUGUUUGACGGGGAGCCAAGAUGGGGGUGCACACUUAGGAUAGCGUUAAAUGCAGGGGUGUGAAUACCUAUAUUGACUUUGUCUUUGAGCCCGCACAAACACAUGUUAAAUAUAGGGAUAAGUAAACGGAAUAUUCCAACUCCUCGGAUAUGACCGUCCCCUCUAGUUUGACUGUUUAUUUUUUCUCGUACACACGCUAUUUAUCUCUGUAAAUCCGGUCUGCUACUAGAAUGAGCAGUGAAAUAUCACGGUUAAUCACUGGGUUAGUUCUUCAACGUACACUUUGGAAAGCGCAGACUGUGCAGAAAUAGAAUGUUUAAUAAUAAUAAUGACUUAUUUAUUGAUCCCUGCCACUCGGUCAGUGCAGAAUUAUAUAUUUUUUACAUGUUUUUGGUAAAGUGCUCCCUUUCAGAACUCUGGGCUAAAACCUUUAUUUAGUCUAAUUUGGAGUGAUAAAAGGUCUGAGUCCCCUGCUUUUCGUCCGUCCUGUCUGGGUCAGGAAACGUAAAUUGGGUGAGUUCCUGCGUUGGGGAUUAAAUGACAUUUCAGGGAAAUUACUUGUCAUGUUUAAAUCACAGCUUUUCAGGUCUCUCUAAAGAGCAGGGAACAAAGCGGCUUGCUCGGCUGCCUUAUGUCAGCGGAACGUUCUGCCAAGUCUUGAUGGCCUCACGUUUUUGUCAAACACACAUUCAGAUGGCAAAGGACACAAUUAGUCUAUUCUUUUCUCUUGUCCUUUAUCUCAAACAUGGCUUUAGUUUUAGCUUUACAAUAAACAGGGUUCAGCUUUUCAGUUCCGAAGACCUGCAGAUACCGAUCGUUUGUAUUAAACUAAUUGGGAUAUUAUCACCAGCAGUCUUUGAGGCUGUCCGACACGUACAACAGUUAAAGGGGGACACACUAGAACCCGAGAGCAGUUUGUCUUGAACAUACAUGUGUGAAGACUGUGUCCUCCUUUUGUGUAAAAAAUAAAUUAAUAAAAUACAUAUUUCAAUAGAUUUAAAUUGUCACUUUUAUAAAUGAACCUGGUUACACCCCCCAGGCUGUCAAUCAGAUAACCACUCCUGUUACUUCCUGGUUUGUUUAGCUCAGUGAAGCAAACCUUAAGAGGCAGCAUUUGCUUAGAGCUCCUGCCUUGCAAAGACUUCUCAUUGAGCUGCAUUGGGAAGUCUGUGAUUGGACAGCCACAGAAAGUCUGGGCGGGGUUAGAAGGGGAGGGCUUGCAAAGGCUGCAGACAAUGCUACAGCUUUUACAUGUUAUUUUUUUAUAUAAAACAAUGGGAAAAUGCAUAAUUAAAUGCAUGCUUGUUGUUAUUGGGGGGUAUAUAUUAAACAGUGACAUUUAUUUUGUGUUUGGGCAGUAGUGUCCCUUUAAAGGAAAAUUGUCAUAUUUUCAAUAUUACAGUAAAAUAGUGUCUUUAUUGUAGCCUCUGCGUUUGUUAUGUUGCAUACAUCAUGUAAACAAAUUAUCCGUCUCCAAAUAUAUAUGUGCCCAUGUGGGCGGCCAUCUUGAAUUCCCCUUUAGUAGGAAGUACAUGUGUAGGCGUGUAUAUAGAUGGAUUUUCAUGUGAAGUGAUGCGCUAAUUGAGUACCUUUAAUAUUUUUUUAAUAUUGAUUACACUAUCCAUUAAAUACCUUUUUGCUUUUUUUUGAGCAACAAUUUGGAGUGCGGUAUCAUUCUCUUUUUUUUGUAUAAGUGGGCAAAGAUAGCUGGUCUGACAAAAUUCACAAACUCUGCCACUGUCACAGCAUUUUACCCUGAAUUUACCCUUUUAGUCAAAAAUGUAUAUUAAAAAAAUCUGUUAAAUCUGAUCAUGCAAAGCAUGCUUUCAAACAGUCAAAGACUAACAAUUUAUGCGACGUUAUAACAUCAGUGUUUGGUGUAUAAGCCCCACAGUGUAUUUUGCUUGGACCUUUAUUUCUCAGCUUGGGAAUGUAGCCAGCUUGUCAUGUUUCCACCAUAAACAGACAUGCAGUUUAAUGGUCAGUGUGUCUGUCUCUCUCUCUCUCAUUACCUACAUACCUGUUCCUUUAACUAUAUUAAUGCAGAGGCGCCCGCGUACCUCAUCGACUUGAUGCAUGAUAAAAACUCCGAGAUCCGGAAAGUGUGCGAUAACACCCUUGAUAUCAUAGCGGUAAGUUCCCAUACGCACUGGGUUUAUUGCUAGACAGAUGGAACGCAUCGGAUACCCUUUCACAAAGCUUUUUCUUUUCCAUUCAUAAGGGAGCUUUAUAUUGGAUUUCCCUACACCUAUCCGCUUAGAUCUCUAAUGUGUUGCAUAUCCCUUCGCCGUUGAGGUGUUAUUGUAGACACUUGAAAUACGAAGUAAUGCCCCAGAUAGGAAAUGAAUCUCGCAGCAAUGCUAUUUCAACUCUGCCUCUGUCCACCCAUCUGGCUUCCUUCACAAUCACAUAUUAGCAAACGGAUUUAUAUCUUUUUUUUUCUUCGUGAUAGGAAUAUGACGAGGAAUGGGCAAAAAAGAUACAAAGUGAGAAAUUCCGCUGGCACAACUCGCAGUGGCUGGAGAUGGUAGAGAGCCGACAGCUGGAUGAGAGCGAGCAAUAUCUAUAUGGCGACGAACCCAUUGAACCUUUUAUCCACGAGGGCGAUAUCCUGGAACGGCCGGAUCUAUACUACACUGCAGGUACGUAGCGCAGCUGGGGUGCCGUCACUGAGCAAUAACAACGAACUGAUUUCCUUCCUGGACUGAAUGGAUUGUAAAUCAGGCACGGCAGAACUUUUCCUUCCCACCAGAACCAGGACUUUGUGCAAGUUUAGCAAAACACUUGGCAAUCCUAAUUUCUUUAUUUUUCUCCUUUUCUGGCAGAAUCAAAAAACUAUUGAUUUCUGGAAUUUAUAUCUUAAACCCCAAAAAAUGUAUUGGCUUCAGAAACUUAAAUAUUGGUUAGUAGCCUCAUUAGUUUCAGCUUAUGUUUUAAGGUUACACUAAAGACAUCAAAACACCUUUAUCUUAAUGAAACCGUUUUGGUGUAUAGAACAUGCCCCUGCAGUCUCACUGCUCAAUCCUCUGCCAUUUAGGAGUUAAAUCCCUUUCUGUUUCUGUUUAUGCAGCUCAAGCCACACCUCCCCUGGCUGUGACUGACACAGCCUGCAUGAAAACAGAAUGGUUUUCGUUUUCAUUUUCAAUCACGUUAUCUUAAUUUACUCUUAACUAUGUAAAUUAAACUGAUCACACACAGGUUGCUCAUGCCGGGCCUAGCAAGCCAUUAACAGAGCAGGAUAUAAGAUAUUCUUAAAUUCAACAAACAGUACAAUAAAUGAAGUGUAAUCAUUAGAUGACUCUUUACAGGAAGUGUUUAGGAAGGUUGCCACAUGCAGGGAGGUGUGACUAGAGCUGUAUAAAGAACUGGCAGAGAAUUGAGCAGUGAGCAGAGGUCACUUUAAAGUGACACUAAACAGCUUUAUCUUGUCGAAGCAAGUUUGGUGUAUAGAUAAUGCCUCUGCUGUCUCACUGCUCAAUUCUCUGCCAUUUAGGAGUUAAAUCACUUUGUUUAUACAGCCCUAGUCACACCUCCCUGCAUGUGACUUACACAGUCUUCCUAAACACUUCCUGUAAAGUGUCAUCUAAUGUUUAUACGUCCUUUAUUGCAAGUUCUGUUUAAUUUGAAAUUUCUUAUCUCCUGCUCUGUUAUUAGCUUGCUAGAUCCUGUAGAAGCCUCCUGUGUAUGAAUAAAGUUCAAUUUACAGAGCAGGAGGUACACUUUUAACCCUUUAAGGACACAACUUCUGGAAUAAAAGGGAAUCGUGACGGAAUAUUAAAGUAAGUUACAUCUGGUUGAAAAUGAAACCAUUUUGUUUUCAUGCAGGCUGUGUCAUUCACGGCCAGGGGAGGUGUGGCUAGGGCUGCAUGAGUGGAAACCAGUGAUUUAGCGCCUGAAUCGCAGUGAAUUGAGCAGUGACACUGCAGGGGACGUGAUAUACACACCAAAACUACUUCAUUAAGCUAAAGGUGUUUUGAUGUCCCUUAUAAAUCGUAUCAAAAUAUUGGCAGAAUUUAACCACACGUUUCAGAACAUUUUUCUAAAUAUCCCCUCAUAGAGUCUAUGGCCAUCAUGAUCUAAAGCGCUGAACCGUGGAGAACCAGGAAGGCGUAAUGUACCCAUAUUAUGUGAUAAAGAGGACCUCAUUCAUUGUCUUUCUUCCAGAAGGCCUGAUUCCAUCUGACAGAGCUGUGAGUCCAGACUUCUUCAGUGAAUACAACCUUCAGAACGGAGAUCUCAUGGGACAGCAUGCGUAUGAUAAUGGGUAAUGGUCAAUUCAGUUAUUUUCUGCUUCCCCUUCUGUUUGAAACCUUCUGUAGGAUUGUCCUUG
Messenger RNA from Pelobates cultripes (western spadefoot toad), 75730 nucleotides. Lineage: Eukaryota; Metazoa; Chordata; Amphibia; Anura; Pelobatidae. The record is from the annotation of a GenBank genome assembly.